Molecule: messenger RNA, 48476 nt
Organism: Pelobates cultripes (western spadefoot toad)
Lineage: Eukaryota; Metazoa; Chordata; Amphibia; Anura; Pelobatidae
Source: the annotation of a GenBank genome assembly
AUGGCAGAGUUCAGGGAGGUAGAGACAGUAGCUGGAGUCCCCCAAACUGUUAUAUUGUGUGGCUGCCCUCCAGGUCCAGGGUCCAGCAGGAACUUGCAUCCUCUGCCUGCAGAUUUUGCUCUGUGUAUCCAGGGAGGGGGCUCGAUAUCUAGGGGAGUGAUGUUUCCUCCAGGAGCACAGCCUGCGCUUUGUUACUCGAGACGAUUUAAUGCUCCGUUGAGUCCGGCUUCUUUGGGUACCAGCAUUGCUCAGAGGUGAUGUCACAAAAGCAGGCCAUGAAGUUUGACUCUGCUUCUCCUUUACUUUCCUCCAAAACCACUGACAUAUCAGUUCAAACUCCCUCUGGAAUCUAGCCUCCCAGCUGCUGACCGACACUUGUGCACUGUGCAGUAUAGCCGCGUUGGCGGCCAUUUCAGGCAGACCACGUGGAAGUUGCCUGUGCUGCGUUCAUUCAGGAGCGACUCUGAGGAGAGUGGAGACUUGGUGGGGUCCGGGAUAACCCCCACCGAACCAUAGGGGGGGGGAAGUACAGGGCACUUGUUGUGCACAUAUUAGCCUGGCUAGGUCAGGGUCGGAAGAUCGGCCGCCUCCUCCGCCAAUAUCCCAGAAUAGGCAGUAAAUGUCUUUUGCCGUCCAGAACGAGCUGUUGGUGAGUCAAGAAGUGUCUGUAGUACAGAGAGAAGACCUAGGAUUGAUGGGUGUAAUUUAGAUGCUUUUAAGGGGGAAAAAGCAUUAAGUCUGGGCUAUUUAGUGAGUAAAACUCAGGAGCCGAUGUGACCAGCUUCCGCUCGGCCCGCCCCCUGCUAGAUGGUGUUUUUAACACUAUAGGGUCAGAAAUACACGUUUGUGUUCUUGACCCUAUAGUGUUCCUUUAAGGUUAUGCUUCUACUAUGCAUUGAAGUGGAUAUUGACAUGUAUUCAGAUAAUCAAUUUCUCUUUCACUGAUACUGACUGACAUCUAUUUGGAUACAAAGUUUUACUUAUGUAUUGAAGUGCAAAUAUUACAAGAGACUAAAUAAAAAUAUUGGUGUAUUUUUAAACUUUCUUUUAAAGUGUUUUAUUUGUAUCAAUAUUGAUUUUAGUGCUGACAUUAAAGGAGCACUAUAUUGUCAGGAAAACUCCUUCAGCCACUUACCUUUCUCCAGUGCCGGGCUCCCCCUGUGCUGGGGAAAUCUCCACCCCCUGACAGCGUCAGAUCCGAAUGUGCAUGCACGGCAAGAGCUGCGCGCGCAUUCAAACAGCCCAUAUGAAAGCAUUACUCAAUGCUUUCCUGUGGACGUCCAGCGUCUUCUCACUGUGAUUUUCACAGUGAGACUCGUGGAAGCACCUCUAACGGCUGUCAGUGAGACAGCCACUAGAGGCUGGAUUAACCCUCAGUGAAACAUUGCAGUUUCUCUGAAACUGCUAUGUUUUCACCUGCAGGUUUAAAACUAGAGGGACUAGUGGGUGCCUAUAGUGGUCUUUUAAUUUACAUUAUUUUCACAAAUAUUUAAGCCUGUUAAAGAUGAUGGCGUGGAAAGGAGUUUUUCACAAGAGAUCAGUAGACAGAUUUUCUGAAUAUUAGAGCGGUGAAAGUGACGGACAAAAGUAGCAGAGGAUACAUCUUUGUUACAGAGUACUGAGGGGGUCUGCGUUGACACCAAGAUUGCAAUGUGUGAUGGGGAAGCUGGUCAGGUGGAUAAAGAGCAGAAAAGGAUUAAAAUUUACAGGACCUUAGGUAGGUUACCAGCCCCCCCCCCCCUCAUUUGUCGCAUAGAGGUGGUUAAUGGGACUGGGCAAAUUCAUGGUUGCAAGACCCCUUUCUAAGUCCUGUGCCAUCAGCUAUUUUUUUACCAGCCCAAUUACAAAUUGUGCCUACUGCCUCAAUCUUGCAAUAAUCUGCUAACAGAUAUCUCAACCCACAUUCCAAAUUUGUAAUCUAUGCAGAAAUGGUGUAAGCAAGUGACCCAAGGUGCAUAAUUAAUAAUCUUACCCUCCCCAUUUUGGCAGAGCAGGAUCGUUCCUGUUACUGAGACUUGUUGUGUUAUUCUUGUUUAAUUUUAGAACACGAGGAAAAGGUCUAAUGCAGAGGUGCCCAAAAGGUAGAGCCCCAGAUGUUGAAAAACUACAACUCCCUUAAUGCUUUGCAUGCUUUUGAAUAACAAAGCUUCAUGGAAGCUGUAGUUUUUUUUUAAUAUUUUCAUAGCUACAUAGCUGAACAGAGACUUGCAUCCAUCAAGUUCAGCCUUCCUCACAUAUGUUUUUGCUGUUGAUCCAAAAGAGGGCAAAAAGCCUAGUCUGAAGUGCUUCCAAUUUUGCUACAAACUAGGAAAGAAUUCCUUCUUGACCCCAAAAUAGCAGUCAGGUGUCUCCUUGGAUCAAGCUGUUAUUACCCCACUAAUUAGAAAUUAUAUCCCUGUAUGUUAUGUUUUUGCAACUAUUUAUCCAAUUGCAGUUUAAACAUCUGCAUAUACUCUGAUAAAACCACAUUUUCAGGCAGAGAAUUCCAUAUCUUUAUUGCUCUUAGUGUAACAAAACCCUUUCUGUGUAACAAAACCCUUUCUUUGCCUUAAAUUAAAUCUCCUUUCUUCCAGCCUAAAUGUGUGACCUUGUGUCCUAUGUAUAGCCCUGUUUAUGAAUAGAUUUCCAGAUAAUGGUUUGUACUGGCCUCAAAUAUAUUUGUAUAACGUUAUCAUAUUCCCUCUCAGGCGCUGUUUUUCCAAACUAAAGCGAUUUACAUUUUUUAACCUGUCUUCGUAACUAAAAUGCCCCAUUCCUUUUAUCAAUUUUGUAGCUCGUCUCUGCACUUUUUCUAGUGUCAAGAUAUCCUUCUUUAGAAUAGGUGCCCAAAAUUGCACAGCAUAUUCAAGGUGUGGUCUUACCAGCGAUUUAUAAAGAGGCAAAAUUAUAUUUUCAGACCGAGAAUUUAUGCCCCUAUUUAUACAUGACAAAACCUUACUGGCCUUAGCAACUGCAGAUUGACAUUGCAUAUAUGACCCCAAAGUGCAUAACUUUGCAUUUCUCUAUGUUAAAUUUCAUCUGUCAUUUUAGUGCCCAGUCCCCCAAUCUAUCCAAAUCCCUCUGCAGCAAAACAAUAUCCUGCUCACAUUUUUUACUUUACAAAGUUUUGUGUCAUCUGCAAACACUGAUACAUGGCUUUCAAUGCCUAUUUCAAGAUCAUUUAUACAUAUGUUAAAUAGAAGCGGUCCAAAAACAGAACCCUGGGGGACAAUACUUACCACUUUUGUCCAGCCUGAAAAUUUACCAUUAAUGACAACUCGUUGUCAGGGCCAUUCGAAGGAAUUUGGGGGCCCCAAGCAAACUGUACAUGGAGGCCCCCCAAUCCCUGCUUCUCCUCACCUCCCCCUUCCGUGUUCUCCUCAUCUCCUCACCCCCCUCUCCCUGUGUUCUUCUUACUCCUUCCCCCCUCCCUGUGUUCUUCUUACUCCUUCCCCCCUCCCUAUGUUCUUCUUACUGCCCCAUGUUCUUCUUACUCCCCUCCACCUCCCUGUGUCCUUCUUACUCCCCCUCCUGUAUCCUUCCUACUCCCUCCCUGUGUCCUUCUUACUCCCUCCCCAUGUCCUUACUCCCCCUGUGUCCUUCUUACUCCCCUCCCUAUGUUCUUUUUACUCCCCCCAUGUUUUUUUUACUCCCCCCCCUAACCCUCCCAAUGUAUUUUUACUCACCCCAUGUUUUUUUUAGGGAAUGCUGGGGGGGUUCCUGUUUCUCCCUGGUGGUCCAGUGGCUGAUGGGCUGGCUACUGGGCGUUUUUUGCCACCCCCUGAAAAAUGCCGCCCAAGGCAAAUGCCUUGUUUGCCUCGCGGCUAAUACGUCCCUGAGUGUGGCUGAGCUCCUCUUCCUCCUGGCUGUCAGUCCGGCCGGGUACCGCACAGUACAGGAGAUUCAGUUUCCUGUUCCCGGCUGGACUGAAAGGAAGUGAGCACUCAGUGUGCACUUCCUGUCAGUCCGGAUGGGAACAGGAAACUGAAUCUCCUGUACCGCACAGUACCCGGCCGGACUGACAGCCAGGAGGAAGAGAAGAGGAGCUCGGCCACGCUACAGGGAAGGUGAGGUGACGAGAGAGGAGUACUGCAGCCACCUAAGGCUCUCUAUAGAGCGCUCAGGCGGCUGCAGCCUUACAGGAAGCACCGGCUCUGCUUGGGACCCUGGGCCAGCUCGGGGCCCCAAGCAAUUGCUUGGUUUGACUGCCCGGUAGCGACGGGCCUGCUCGUUGUACUCUAUCCUUAAGCCAAUGUUCUACCCAAGAACAAGAAUAUUCAUCUAGACCAAUUUGUUUUACUUUGAAGACUAACCUAUUGUGAGGAAACGUAUCAAAUGCUUUGGCAAAAUCCAAGUAGAUCACAUCCACUGCCACACCCUGAUCUAUACUUCUAUUUACUUCUUAAAGGACCACUAUAGUGCCAGGAAAACAUACUCGUUUUCCUGGCACUAUAGUGCCCUGAGGGUGCCCCCACCCUCAGGGUCCCCCUCCCGCCUGGCUCUGGAAGGGGGAAAGGGGUAAAAACUUACCUUAUUCCAGCGCUGGGCUGGGAGCUCUCCUCCCUCGAUCCUCCUUCUCUCCUCCCCGUCAGCUGAAUGCGCACGCGCGGCAAGAGCUGCGCGCGCAUUCAGCCGGUCGCAUAGGAAAGCAUUAUCAAUGCUUUCCUAUGGACGCUUGCGUGCUCUCACUGUGAAAAUCACAGUGAGAAGCACGCAAGCGCCUCUAGUGGCUGUCAAUGAGACAGCCACUAGAGGAAAUAGGGGAAGGCUUAACCCAUUCAUAAACAUAGCAGUUUCUCUGAAACUGCUAUGUUUAUGAAAAAAUGGGUUAACCCUAGCUGGACCAGGCACCCAGACCACUUCAUUAAGCUGAAGUGGUCUGGGUGCCUAGAGUGGUCCUUUAAGUAUUUUCAAGACAUGACAAUGGAAAUAAUAAGAAUACAUUUCAUGUCACAAGAGAAUAGUAACAUAGGGAAGAAAAACAAAAAGCUGUGUUUACAAGUUUACAGAGUGUCCAUACAAUAAAAGUAUGUGGAGAAAGAUUGUUACAUGGCAAUUGUCACAUUAGCAUGCCAUUGAACAUGCUGCAUAUUCCCCAGAAGAAAAGAAAGCGUCAGGAUAAGGGAAACAAACUCGAUUUUGCCCAAUAUUGUGAUGUACAGUAGAACAUAUCAAUAUUUCGUAUAUAUAAACUUCUUUGUUCAUAACAGAUGGAUAUAGAUGUACAAAUAGGCAUAGUUAUAAAUAUUGUGAAGGCAGAGAGGCAUAGGACAUUUAACCCCAGGGGGAGUAUGUGUUGUAUGCAACACAAAUUAAUGUUUAGUUAUGGGCCCCUGGGGUGGAGCAUUUGGAGAGUAGGUCAGGCCGGUGCUCCACUCCUCAGUUUAUAUACAACUGGGAGAAAUAAGGUCUAGGCCAGGGUUUUGGACUGUCUCCAACCCACUGCUCAGCUGCAGGUAAUCAGCUGCAGCAGUGGGAAUAAACCCCUCCCUACUAGGCAGGUAAAGGGGGAUUGCUGGCUUCCUCCCUGGAAGCAGAUAGGAGAGACGGUGUUCUCUCCUGUGAGAGAGUCAAGAUUUAAGGUGAUUGAGCACUAGGAGUGCAGAAGGAUAACAGUCAAAUUGACUGGAGUGCAGUGUUGCUAUUUAACAAAGUUAAUGAAACCUAUGAUGAUAGAGAGGGAAAUUGAAAGUUAGUCAGUGCUCAGAUGAGCUAGGAUUUUGUUUAAAGGUAAACCUGUUACAUUAUUGUUUCUUUAGGUGUGUUGCUGUCUCCUGUGUGGAUUUAUCAAUAAAGUCCCUGAAUUAUGUGAAAACCAAAGGACUUGUUUACCCUAGAGGAUCGUGCUAACUGCAAACAAGGAUCACAAUAUAAUCAUAUAUAAAGAAAACCAACAGCUAAAAUUAAGAUAGAGAGGGGGGAGGGUGUUAGAAAGUUGUGCGAAAUUUAAUCUUAAAUCUAUAAUAAUUUACGGAAUAAGAUGGGAAGCUGUAGUUUUAAAACAUCUGGGGAUCUACCUUUUGGGCACCUCUGGCCUAAAGCUAAAACUGUAUAAUGAAUACCCAGUAUACCAUAACCCUAAUUCCCUCCCCUUCAGCUGCUACUUCCUAAUGAUUUCACUAGAGGACAAAUCCAAUGCAAAACAUCUGCUUAUCUUGCAGUUUAUAAAAUAGUAACAGAGGGAUAGGCCUUAGCUUCAAAACAAGUUGAAAUUCCAGGCCUAUUAUAUUCUUGCAAAUUAAUGUUUUACAAGCUUAACUUAUCACACUGCAUUACUGUACUGGGAUAUAGGCUGUGUCUAUAUUAUAGCUGUGCCUUUAAUGGGACGGCAUUUGCAGUCACUGUAAAGUAAUUUAACUGGUUCUGCAAGCAACUCAUUAACACUCAGAGGAUUGAGUUCAGCAGAACUGAGAAGAACAGAAAGUACGAAGGCUUCAGUGGUAUGUACUGCUGGACUAAUAUAUUCUGUAAAAUGCUUUGUAAACUAUUAGCACUCAGUUACAUAAUUUUACACAGACCGUGAAAAGGUUCCAUUAAAAUAAUCACUUAUUUAACCCCUUAACAACCAAGCUUAAUUUAUUUGGUUUUCACUCAUGACCAAAGUAAUUUUUGAAUUUUUAUUUAAAGAUAUAAAUACAUAAAUUAUCAAUUAUUCAAAAAAUAACACUUAAAUGAGUUGAAACAGACACGUACACAAUGCCACCUAUGAGAGAUUGCCCUAUUACAGAAAACACGCCACUGAGAUUCUAUCAGCGUAGAUACCAACAUCACAAAAGGCUCUCCACAACUGGGAAUUCUACGUGGAGAAAAAAACACCUAGACUUCAUUGGAUCUGCAGCUUGAGGACCUCCUGCAUUACUAAUACCUCAGCAAAGGGGAGACUCCCUGUUUAGGGUGUGUGGUGGGUGAGGAAUACCCUGAGUCAAGCCAAAGGAGAAACCAUAGCUGUCUUGGUCAAGAAACCCUAGUCUACAAACUGAGUUUAUAUCAUAAAAUACUCAGCAGGGUAUAGCCCUAGCUAUAGAGACUUUGGCUUAAUUAAAAGGUGGCACCAUAAUUGUUGGACUAUUAACCUACUAACCUAAACGACCUACAAAUUAGUACAAAUUCAAUCCAGCUCUAAGAGGAUAUGACACCUGGUCUUUUGUGAUGUAUGUCUAAUAACCCCUGAGAUGCCAAAAUAUUAAUUUAUAAGACGGUAUAUACUUCUAUCAAAUUCGUAAUUGCUAAAAUCCUGGAGGCAGGUACUUAUCAUUUGUGUGGUUUUUUUUUCCGUUUUUUUGUUUGUUUGUUUUUUCUUUGUAUUUAAUCAAUAUCUAAUAACACAGAUAUACACUACUUAUUUUGCUGUUAAUAUAAAGACCUCAAUUUAAACAGAAGAGGAAAACUCAAAUUUUAAAGGUUAAGAAGAUAAAGGAAGAGGGGAAGGAGAAGGAAGGGAAGGAAAAGAAAAAGAAAAAAAUAAUAAAAAUGGGGGUAAAAGAAGGAAAAAGGUAGAUAAAAGGUUAAAAAAGAGGGGGGGGUGGAGUCUGGAUGCCGAGUACCCCUGGAUGAUGACAAGACGUGCAUUGCCUGAGCUCCACAAACCAGGUCCAAUACUCGAUGAUAAACCCGGCCGCUUGCUCACCCGGACCGUUGCCGACAAUCUCCUAGUCACGGAGAUGACGGUGCCUACGCCACUGGAAAGCUGACACAGAGGCUUGCGGCCUUCACAAGCAUGAGCUGUGGAGAGACUGCCGCUCUCCGAGCCCUUCACCCGGUAGAGUGAAAUUUGCACCACGUUGACCCCCCCCUUUGGACCGGUGGGGUUUAUCCCUGCCAGACCCCUCAGAUCUCAGCAGGGUACAAACAGCUGCCUUGCUACAAACUCAAGCUGCAAUAACCAAACCUGAAAUGGUGGCCACGCUGCACUUAACAUUACCUAGCAAAUCACAAUCAGCGUGGACCUCGCAAGACCCAUUUGAGAGAUUACUGUAUAACAUGGAUUUGCUCUUCGCAUGAUUCUGGGCGAAAUGAGAGGCUCAUGAUACAGUGACAUCACACCAGCACCAAGCGGAGGGGCAAAGAAGAGACCAGUGGGAGGUAAGCAGGGCCCCUCUGGGCGCUCCCCUCCGUCAACUAACUGGAACUGCUACAUUAGGCCCACCCGGGUGAAAGACCACCGGGGACAACGUACCCCCGCAUCUGCCACUGGCGACGACGAACUACCAAGAGCCUCUGCCGUCCCUUGAAGGGGAUAGACUCUGCUUCGUGUAGGAGAGUCUGAGACUGUGGCCAGUCUUACACACAGCCCGGGGCCGGAGGGCUUUCAUGCUCAACUCCUGCCUUGAAAAGACCCCAAACAGCUUCCACGCACCCCCAAACCAGUGAAUAGGCUGACACUGAACUCUAUGGACGGGGCCACCUAUAUCCUGCCACUGCAAUGUCUGCUAAAAUAACUAAUUGUGUUUAUGCCUUCCUUCUACUCUUGUUAUAUAUUUUAUUUUUUGCGUGAAAACUAGUUCUACAAUGGGCAACGCAGAAAUAUAUAUAUAUAUAUAUAUAUAUAUAUAUAUAUAUAUUAUAAUGAUAGGAGUCUGGCCUCAGGGGUUACUCUCACCCAUCAUAUUUGUGCAGUUUUGCAUGUUUCCCAAAUUACUAAUGUAUCCAUCGCAGGAAACCGAUGGUACCGCUAUUACCCACGUCAGGGCUACUUACUCACCUCUAAAGCCCGAGAAGUAGGGAAGGCACCGGCACACCAUGCCUUCUAAAUAUCCCUGAUUCCAUUGAGUGGCAGCAAGCGUGAGAGCGAUAACACCAAAUUUAACACACCUGAGACCUUGUAACACUAACCAGUCACAUGACACCAGGUUGGGAAAAUGGCUAAUUGGGCCCAAUUUGGAAAUUUCCACUUAGGGGUGUAUUCACUUUUGUUACCAAUGGUUUAGACAUUAAUGGCUGUGUUUUGAGUUAUUUUGAGGGGACAGCAAAUUUACACUUACUACUUUACAUUGUAGCUGUACACUUCCUACUUUACAUUGUAGCAGAAUGUCAUUUCUUCAGUGUUGUCACAUGAAAAGAUAUAAUUAAAUAUUUACAAAAAAUGUGAGGGGUGUACUCACGUUUGUGAGAUACUGUAUAUAUAAUAUCAUACAAGUGUGUUUUUAUAUUACAUACUAAUUAAAUUACACAUGUGUAUGUAUAUAUAAUAUAUAAUAUCUAUAUAUUGUAUAUAUGUUAUUAGAAAAUAUAAAUAAUAAGUAAAUAAAAAAAGGUAAAAAUAAUUUUAAAAAUUAUAUAUAUGUAAUUUUAUUCUAUUUUUUUAAAAUUCUUUAUUUGUAUCAUUUUUCAGUGUCAUUUACACAGGUGGGGCUACAGAACAAAGAGGAAGGGUUAAGUGGUAUCGUCGUAUAUAACAUUAUGUUACGAGAGAUUUGUACAUUUGUGUCGGUUGUGUGCUUCUGUGCUACCUCGUGCGCUAAAGUUUUUCCUCUGGUCCUGUUCUCAUUUGUAGUUCAGUUUAAGGUCCAUAAUAGUAAGAACAAUAACAAGGGUAACACAUUGGUGAGAACAAAGGUAUAGGCUCUGUGGCCCAUUAGUGUGAUCUGGGGGGUGUGUGGGUGGAUCAUAGCCCCGUUGGGUGGGGGCUGGGGCGGUGGGGGUAGGGUAGAUAGAGGGAGUGAGAAAAAAAAGAGGGGGGGCGGCGUACUGAGGUAUGUUGAAGUUUUGCUUGCUAUCUUGGUCAAUUUGUGUGGGUGGUCUGAGUGCUUCACUUCUCGUAAGUGUUGGGUCUCUGGCUUAUCUGGUGUUAGAGUUGAAUGUGUUUUGGUUGGUUACCAUGGUCUAGCUGUAUCCCCCUCCAGCCAUGGGUCCUAUAUUUUGUGAAAGGUUUUAGGUGUUUCAUGAAUUUGCCCAGUUAAUCUGUCCAUUUCUAUACGCUCUUGUAUCUUUUUGGCUAUUGUGUUCUGGGUUGGUAUCCGUAGAGUGGACCAUACCUCUCCUAUUGCUCUGCGUGUAGAGAGGGCUACUCUGGCUAUCAAUUUGUUUUUGUUUCUACUGUGUGUUUCUAGUGGUUUGGAUAGUAGGAUGGCCCAUGUGUCGAGCAGACAAGGUUUGGAUAGGAUUCUAGUGAGUAGGGAGGUGAUGGCUUGCCAGAUAGGCUUCAGUUUAGGGCAUGUCCACCAGCAGUGGUAAAACGUCCCUUCUUCUCCGCAUAGUUUCCAGCAUAGUGUUGUGUGUGUGUUAUGUAUGAUGGCUAGUCUCUGCAGUGUGAGGUACCAUCUGAAAAGCAUUUUGUACGCUUGUUCUUUGUGUGUUACACAAAUAGUCCAGGAUGAGGUUGCUUCCCAGAUGUCUGCCCAGUCAGUUGGCUCUUCUGGGGGUCCCAGGUCUGUUUCCCAUGCUUUUAUGUAUGGUAGUAUCAGUUGUGUAUUGUGUGUUGCUAUUGUGUGUUAUAGGUCUGAUAUUUGCCCUUUUCUGGCGGGGGCCCUGACGCAAUCUCUCUCAAAGCUGGUUAAUUGUGAUUUCCCAGCCUGCUGUAUGCUGGGUGUUGUGGCGAAGCUUCGGAGCUGCAUGUAUCUGAAGUAGUCAAAUGUUGAGAGGGCUGUGGCAUCUGGGAUGUCUGUAAAUUCAAUGAUUUGGUCAUUAAGGAAGAGGUUUCCUAUUCUCGUUAUGUCGCGUUUCUCGAAUUAGGCGUAGUGUUUGGCUUCCAUUCCUGGUGGGAAAAGUCUGUUUCGGAGGAUGGGGGUCAUGGGUGAUAGGUAUGAGGAUAGGUCGAAUUUUGUAUGUAGCUUGUCCCACAUGUCCAAGGAGUGUGUGAUUGUGGGUGCUGUUGGUGGGGGUAGGGGGCGUGCCUGUCUUGGUAACCACAUGUAUAGGGAAGGGUGGUCCCACCCAAAUAUGGAGUGCUCUAUGUCCACCCAUCUUUUCUUUGAGGGCGGUAGGUGCUACAUUUGGAUCUGAGCCAGGAGGGUCGCAUAGAGAUAGUGUUGGAGAUUGAGCAGGCCCAAGCCUCCUGCUUUUCUAGGGAUAUACAAAGUUUCUCAGCGUAUUCGGGGUUUAUUUCCAUUCCAUAUAAAUUUAUUUAUGGCUGAUUGUAGUGAGGUGAGGUCUGGUUUGUGAAAUUAUAUUGGGAGGGUCUGGAAAAUGUACAAGAGUCGGGGUAGAAGAUUCAUUUUAAUAGAGGCGACGCGGCCCAUCCAUAAGAUCCCAUGUAUUGAAAUCUGCGUGCGCUCGUCUUAGCAGUGGGGUUUAGUUUUCUUGGUAUAGAGAAGUGACGUCCGGUGUGAGUUUGAUGCCCAGGUAUGCUAUGGACGAUUUGCAGAUACGCAAGGGAAACUUGGACUGUAGGUGUGUGAGGUCGUUGUCUGUUAUGCAUAUUGGUAGGAGUUCUGACUUUUCCAGGUUGAGUUUGUAUCCUGAGAUCCUGGGAAAGGAGUGGAUCAGUUGUAGCAAGUGUUCAAUGGACAUGGGCGUAGGAACCCCAAAAAAUCUGGGGGGGAUAGCAUUUUUACUCGCCGGGUAUAUUCUUAUUCCGUAAACUAGGAGUUGUUUAUCCCAUUGUACAGUGCUACGGAAUUUGCAGUCGCUAUAUAAAUGAUUAAAUAAUAACAUUAAAGGGUCACUACAGGGGAAGGGUUUUACUUACCCGGAUACAGCGCCGGGAUCCCCCUGAUGCCGCACCCCCUAUUUCGUCAAAAUGACGAAAUAGGAGGGUGCGAGCAGGGAACAAUAAAAUGCUUCUAUUCAGAAGCGUCAUUGCUCUCUGGUGCGAAUGCGCAGCUUUGCCGCACAUGCGCAGAUACUUCAUAGGGCGGCAUUCAUGUAUCGACUAGGAAGCACCUCUAGUGGCCAUCUGAGUGUCCACUAGAGGUAUUCCUCAUCAGUAAUGUAAAUACUGCCUUUUUACGAAAUAGCAGUGCUUACAUUAAAAAGCCUGCAAAGACAUGCUAUAAACACCAGAACUACUACGUUUAGCUGUUGUGGUUCUGGUGACUAUAGUGUCCCUUGAAUAUAGAGAGGAAAAAAGAAUCAUCACAAAUGUAAGAAAUAAAAUGUCUGUAUCAUAUUCUAAAAAUUAUUUUAAAAAAAUAAAAAAAUAUGCACAUUCCUAGCUUAAUUUUUAGCAUGACAUAUGACACAAAAUUUUUGUACUUUGCAGAUUACUUUUUAUAUUUUUUUUAUACAUAUACAGAUUGUGUAAUACUGCCCCUGACUUAGGGUGACCACAUUUCCUAACUGCCAUUCAGUAACACUGUCAGAAAUGCAUUCCAUACAUUUUACUACCCGUCUCUACCCCUUCCAUUUAUAUGAGAACUCCACCUACCCCUUCCAUGAAUAUUAGCAGGGCGACCUCUGGACGUCUGGCAGGUGCAGUGUCAGACUGAGCGCCGGGUAGUCACGUGACACCCUUCUGGACUGGACCGUAUCGCCUCUAGGAGGGGUUCUAAUGAGAGGGCAAAUAAUAGUGGGGUUAGGGGGCACCCCUGCAUCGUCCCAUUGGAGAUGGUAAAGCGGGGGGGGGUGUUGAUGUUAGGUAGGAGUAGUGCUCCUUGCGCGUAGUGGCGUGUUGCAUCUAGGAAGUUUGGAAAUUCGUGUGGAAAUCCAAAGUGGGUGAGAGUGUGGUGAGGUAGGGCCAAAGGAGGCGGUCAAACGCCUUCUCGGCGUCUAGGGAUAUGACCGCAGUGGCGAUAUUCCUAUGUCGUGCGUACCGGAUGAGGUCUAUUGCUCGUCUGGUAUUGUCGGCUGCUUGUCUAUUGGGUAUGAACCCAUCUUGGUCUGGGUGUAUUAAACUGUGAAGGAGUGGAUUUAUUCUGUUGGCCAUUACUUUGGUCAUAAUUUUAAAAUCUACGUUCAGGAGCGAUAUGGGGCGAAAGUGUCCAGGUUUGUUGUGAGUUUUGUCUGGUUUGGGGAGAAGACAUAUAUUUGCCGUUACCAUGUCCAUAGGUAGCUUGUCCCCUCUGAGCAUGGCAUUGAAAACUGCGCACAGGUGUUUAAGUAAUUGUGUGCUGUGUACUUUAUAAUAUAGGGCUCCAAAGCCGUCAGGGCCUGGGCUCUUGUUGGGUUUAAAUGAUUUUAAUGCUAUGGCCAUUUCUUCGACUGUUACCUCUUCUAUUAGUGUCUGGCUAGUGUCUGUGUUUAGUGUGGGGAGUCUUAGGGAUUCUAGGAAAGUCGAGAUGAGAUGUGGAGUGUUUUGUGUGGUUGAUUGUGGUGUGGUGUCGUGGUGUGGUGAGCAUUGGAUUAGAAAAGCAAAGGCUGCCUAGAGAGACUCGUGAUUCCCUCCCCAGGUAUUAUAGUCUUGGAACCUCAGGAUUUUGCAUUAAGAGUCCUUCUGGGUGCAGCGUGAAUUGCCUUAUGUGCCCCCCUGGGCUCCGCUCUGAGUGGUACGGCUAUCCAUUUUAGGGGGAGUCCCAGAUGUCAUGCGGGGAUUGGAGUGCAAGGUGUGGGCCAAUGUCUAAGGGGCCAUAGCGGGGGAGCGGAGAGGGGGGGUUUAUACUUGCGUUCUCUCUGGGAUUGGAGCUUCUCCAUACGAUCUGCUUUUUGGGCUCGUUCUAGGUUCUGUCCAUGGUUAUGAGUGAACAUGGUGUCAGGGUUGCUGGUUAAGUAGGCGAGUGAAUCCAGUGAGGGAUCGAUGUCAGUUCACUGCAAUCCGUCCAUGGAGAUGGGGGAGUCCCGGUGUCUGCUCUCUAUGGUUGGCAGGGUUCUCUUCUAGAUGGUCUUCUUCUUCUCGGUGAGGAUGGUACAUUCCGGUCCUCGCGGGGUCUCUGUCUUGGAGCCAUGUCAAUGUGUGGGAGGCCUAAUUGCUCUGCGAAGAAGCUGCGUGAGCUUUUGAGAUGUCAUGUAGGACAUUUAUUCUAUAAUCUUUGCAGACCAUUAAUUUGAAAGGGUGUCCCCAUGCGUACCGCAGUCUCUGUUGCGUGAGGGCCAGCGUUAGCGGUCAAAGCGCUCUCCUUUUCUGUAAUGUGCUUGGGGCCAGGUCUUGAAAGAACUGGACCUGAUGGCCUUCUAUUUGCAGCGGGGUGUCUCUUGCAGCCCGCAUUAUUGCCUCUUUCACAUGAAAAUAGUACAAGCGUAAUAUAACAUCGCGUGGCUGAUCGGCGUUUGUUGAUGGUGCGCGGAGGGCCCUGUGAGCUCUGUCUAGGAGCAGCUCUGCUGGGGGUGCCUCUGGUAGGAGAUUGCAGAGUGUUUCUUUGAGUGCUGAGUGGAGCAGUUCUGCUGUGAUUGUUUCAGGUAGGCCUCUGAUCCUUUUAUUAUUUCUGCGUGAUCGAUUGUUGAGGUCCUCCUGAGUUUCUUCUAGGGCGCGUAUUUGUUCACACAUGUCUUGCAGUGCCACAUCUUGUCUUCCACUUCCAGUAUGCGUUUUGUGAGGUCUUCCAGGCUUUCCUUAUUGGGUGUGAGGCUAGUCCUAGUUUACGCUGUCUCUCUGUGCCCUUGACUUCGGAUCGUUCCUGACUCUGCCUCCUCUCUAUACGUCGAGUCCGGCCAUUCUAAGGUCCGGUAGACGUAUCUCUCCUCUGUGUUGUCUUCUGUUUAGCUGAAUCCUGCGUGUUGGGGUAUAUUCUUGUUACAUUACGAUAGGGCCAUGGACCCCGCAGAUUUGGCUCAGCAAAUUGCUUCUCACGAGGCAAGGUUUGUAGAGCAGGAUCACCGUAUGGAUCAGAUAGCACAGGCUCUCCAGACGCUCUUGUCUAGAACUAUUCCUGCAACCGCACCUAACCCUCCUACACCUCAUCCUCCCGAAGUAUCCAAUUCACCCAAUACUUCGCCCCAUUUAACACCUCCUCCUAGGUAUGGAGGGGAAGCCAAGACAUGCAGAGGUUUUAUUAAUCAAAUAGAAUUCCAUCUUGAGAUGUAUCCUCAUUCCUUUCCCACUGAUAGGUCUAAAGUGGGGUUUUUGAUGCAUCAACUUACUGACAAAGCACUUGAGUGGGCGAAUCCUAUUUGGGAGGCCAAUGGACCUAUGGUGCAUAAUUUCAAUAGCUUUCUUACGGCUUUUCGUAGAACUUUUGACAAAAAGGUCAACAAAAAGGUCAAAGAAUGCCGCAAGAGCAUUAAUGAGAAUUAAACAGGGGUCUAGGUCUGUGGCUGAUUAUGCUAUUCAGUUUUGUACCCUUGCUUCACAGGUAGAUUGGACCAAUAAUGGGUUAACUACUGCGUUCAUGGAAGGUUUAUCUGACACCAUAUUAGAUGAGGUAGCGGCAAGGGAGCUUCCUAUUCCAUUAGAGGACCUUAUUGACUACCUCAUUGAUAUAGAUAAUAGGAUUCGUGACAGGCUCUAUACCAAGAACAGGAAUAGACGUGUGGUCACACCUACUAACCCCAGAGUUGAUAAACCUGAGAGUGUUAAAGUAUCCGAGGAGGAACCCAUGCAAUUAGGGGUUGCCAAACUCUCGGAUACUGAAAAAUUACUUAGAAGAAGGAACGGACUCUGCCUAUACUGUGGUAAGCGAGACCAUAUGGUAAAGGAAUGUCCUUUGCUUCCGGAAAACUCUCGCACCUAAGACCUUAUAGGGGACUGGCCUUGGGUGUGAUAUCUAAGUCUCCUAAAUUGCCUCCUAACCAUUUGCUUCUCCCUGUUUCCCUUCAUACGGGAGAGAGUUGUAUAGCUGAAAGCAUACUAGCCUUGGUUGAUUCCGGGGCUGCUGAGAACUUCAUCGACUCUGAGUUUGUUACGAAAAAUAACAUUCCCGUCAGAGAGAGGGAGAUACCCUUGGCCAUUGAGGCCAUAGAUGGUAGACCUUUAAAUACUCCAGUCGUUACCCAUGAAACUGUACCAUUAUUCAUGUACACAGGUGUUUUACACCUUGAGACCAUUCGGUUUCAGGUUAUCACCUCUCCCUCUUCUCAUAUCGUGUUAGGGUACCCAUGGUUAUGUUCUCACAAUCCCAUUUUUGACUGGGAAUUGGGACAAUUAAAAUCAUGGGGUAAAACCUGCCACGACUCUUGUAUGAUUAAAGUCACCCCUUUAAAUACCAUUAAUGUUCCUACUACUCCUCCUUUGUCUACUGUUAUACCUCCUCAGUACUUGUUUCUCAAAACUGUAUUCGAUAAAAGGGAAGCUGAUAAAUUACCGCCUCACAGAUCCUAUGAUUGUGCUAUCGAUUUAUUGCCUGGCACUAUACCUCCUAAGGGCAGGGUGUACCCUUUAUCUAUUCAAGAAAACCGUAUCAUGGAGGAGUAUGUUAAAGAAUCACUAGAAAAGGGGUUCAUUAGGAGAUCCUCUUCUCCGGCUGGAGCAGGGUUUUUCUUCGUAUCUAAGAAAGAAGGUGAUUUAAGACCGUGCAUCGAUUAUAGAGGUCUAAACAAAAUCACUAUCAAAAAUGCAUACCCUAUACCCUUAAUUACAGAGUUAUUUGACAGGCUGAAACAUGAUACUGUGUUCACCAAAUUGGACCUUAGAGGUGCAUACAAUUUAAUACGCAUAAAGGAAGGUCCCAAAAGGAAGACUGCAUUCAACACUAGAUCCGGUCAUUACGAGUAUACUGUUAUGCUAUUUGGUCUUUGCAAUGCCCCAGCAGUAUUUCAGGAAUUUAUUAAUGACGUCCUAAGAGACUUUAUUCACACAUUUGUAAUUGUAUACUUGGACGACAUAUUGAUAUAUUCUACAGAUUUAUACACUCAUCACAGACAUGUCACAACGGUCCUGAAGACCCUUCUUACUAAUGGUCUUUAUUGUAAACUAGAAAAAUGUUUAUUUGACCAAUCCGAAGUCCAGUUCUUGGGGUAUUUGAUUUCCGCCAAAGGGUUUCGUAUGGAUCCCCAGAAGCUUUCUGCUGUCAUAGAGUGGCCUCUACCACAGGGUUUGAAAGCAAUUCAACGUUUUCUUGGUUUCUCUAACUAUUAUAGACGCUUUAUUAAGGGUUUUUCUUCUAUUGUAGCACCUAUCACCCGUAUGACAAAAAAGGGUGGUAAUACUCGUGUCUGGUCUCCCGAGGCACUUCAGGCUUUCGACUUUCUUAAAACUACAUUCGCCUCUGCACCUAUUUUACAGCACCCUAUCCCCUCACUGCCUUAUAUUCUUGAAGUUGAUGCUUCUGAAAUCGGGGUAGGUGCUGUUUUAUCCCAAAGAGAAUCGCCUGAAAAGCCAUUGCAUCCUUGUGGCUUCUUUUCUAGACAAAUGUCCAAAGCUGAAAGGAAUUAUGAUGUGGGUAAUCGUGAACUUCUUGCUAUUAUCUUAGCUCUUAAAGAAUGGAGACACUUGUUAGAAGGAACUAAGGAUCCUAUCCUCAUUUUUACAGAUCACAAGAAUCUAUCCUACCUUGGUGAAGCUAAAAGAUUAUCUUCUAGGCAGGCUAGAUGGUCACUAUUUUUGUCCCGUUUCAAUUAUAUUAUCACCUAUAGGCCAAGUGAUCGCAACAUUAAAGCAGAUGCUCUGUCCAGACAGUUCGAAACUACUGACAAACAGGAGGUUGAUGUUACUCCUGUCAUUCCCCCAGACAGGAUUAUAGCUACUACUAUGUUGUCUAUUUCUUCAUCCCUCUUGCAGACCAUACAGGCGAAACAAAGUAUGGCACCUAGCGAGAGGCCUAUUGAUAAAUUGUUUGUUGAUGUUCCCGAGAGACGGGAGAUUCUGUCAUUAUAUCAUGAUACUAAGACUGCUGGACAUCCUGGUAUUACCAAAACGAUGUCAGCAGUUUCUCAAUAUUUUUGGUGGGGUUCCUUACGCAAGGAUGUCACUGACUAUAUAAGUGCUUGUACUACUUGUGCAUGUAUGAAAACGUCUCGUAGAGUUCCUUGUGGGCUUCUGCAUCCCUUACCCGUUCCCGAGAGACCUUGGUCUAACCUAUCCAUGGAUUUUAUUGUUGAAUUACCCCCUUCGAAUGGUAACACAGUCAUCCUGAUGAUAGUAGAUCGGUUUUCCAAGAUGGCUCACUUUGUGUCUCUUCGCAAGUUGCCCACAUCCAAGGAACUGGCUCUUAUCUUCGCUAGAGAAGUAUUUCGGUUACAUGGUAUUCCUGUAUCUAUCGUGUCCGAUAGGGGUAGCCAAUUUAUUUCCAGGUUCUGGAAAGCCUUUUGCUCAGAAAUGGGUAUUUCUCUCUCAUUUUCUUCCGCUUACCAUCCCCAGUCUAAUGGAGCUGCUGAACGUGCCAACCAGUCUCUGGAGCAGUACCUUCGUUGUUUUGUGUCUCACCAUCAGGACAAUUGGUCUGACCUACUUCCUUGGGCUGAGUUUGCUCGGAAUAAUGCCACUCAUGAUUCUUCCGGCAAAAGCCCUUUUUACGUUGUCUAUGGCCAGCAUCCCAUUGUUCUUCCGGCUGCAUUCUCCUCACAGGGCAUGCCAGUUCUGGAUGAGCAUUUGGCUGGUUUGGGUAAUACUUGGGAGCAGGUUCAGCGUUCUUUGGUGGAUUCCGCUGCUCGCCAGAAGGCUCAGGCUGACAAGCAUCGCAGGGCGGCUCCUUCUUAUGUUGUGGGGGACAGGGUUUUGCUUUCCACGCGGAAUAUUCGCCUGCGGGUGCCUUCUAUGAAAUUGGCUCCCCGCUUCAUAGGUCCUUAUCGUAUACUGCAUAAGGUUAAUCCUGUUUCAUUGGCCUUGGGUCUUCCUAGGUAUCUGCAUAUUCCUAAUGUAUUUCACACCUCGUUGUUGAAGCCUUACGUACGCAACCGCUAUACCCGGCAUUCUCCGCCUCCCCCUCCUGUCUCCGUGGAGGGUCAUGAAGAAUUCGAAGUCUCUGCUGUUCUUGACUCUCGUUACCUUAGGGGUCGACUUCAGUACUUUGUUAUGGGCCUGAGGAGCGCAGUUGGAUUUCAGCUGAUGCUGUUCACGCUCCCCGCCUUGUGCGUUCUUACCAUUCUCGUUUUCCUGACAGGCCUGGCCCUACCGGCGGGUAAGUACUGUAGCGUUACUUACCUUAUCCAGGGGCUGGCCGCGGUCCUCUCUUCGAGAGGCUCAUCCGACAGCUUCACUAGGAAGGCGGGCAGUGACCACGAGAAGCGGUCCCCAAGCCCCUAGUUACCCCCCCACCCAAAAAAUUAAUAAACCCCUACCUACCCCCCUCACCCUAAAAAUAGUGAGGGGGAACAAGAGAACUAAAUACCUGUAAAAACUAAAUAAAACUUAUUAUAUGAUGUCUUCUUUUUCCAGCCCCAAAUAAAAGUCCAUAAUACCCUUCGCACUUUGAAAAUAAAAUAAAAAACCCAAGCACAAAAAAAAUUACACUAAAAAAUAAUCCAUCUUCACCCAUGGAGGGCACAGUGCAGACAUCAAAAAGCCACAGGCUGCUCACUGUUUACUAGACAUGCCCCUACUCGCGGUAUAGCGAGUAGGGGCAGAAUUUACUAAUACUAAGUAAUCUUUACUUAGUAUUAGUAUAUUUGGCUUAAGGGCCAAUUUAGGUCUUUCAGGCUUUUGGUAGAUAGCUCCCUGAUACUGUGGGAAUUAAAGAGUUAUCUACUAAGCGGCUGCAAGAUACAGCCGCGGCAUGAAUAGGAUCGGAGUUUCAUUCAUUAUAAUUAAAUUCUGAUAUGAACAAAGUCCCGAAUUGCUCCUAACAUGAACAAACUGUUCUCAUUCUGUUAGGACGCAAUUUGGUAGUUUUGCCGGGUUCUGUCUAAGUGACAGGUCGUUUGGGAAUACUGACAGGAAGCAUCGCGAGAUCACGGAUCAAAGGUAAGAAUUGUGGGGAAAUUACUUUGAUCACCGGAAACGAAGCACACUUUGCUCCUCCGCUGGUCAAAGCUGGUCAAGCGUAGGAAACCUCCAUAAGACAAGUAGUCCCUACGUUGUCUUAUGUUUUAAAGAACACUAGAGCAAACCAGAAGAAAUUAAGAACAGAUCCUGACAGAGGGAGAGAAGAGGAAUUGAUUAAAGAAAGGUAAGUUCGGCGUGACAGUGCUGCUUUAACUUUGAAAAGGUUUGGGAAUCCUGGACUGAAAGUGAGUACGUUGACUGACUGUAAUAUUACUUAUUAAGAAUUUACAGACUGUGCAGUGGGAACCCCCCUCUGUCUAUCUCCGCCUUCCCCUUUUUAAAGGGGCAAGACAUAUCAGAAGGAUUAAAUCUAACGGCGACCAUAUUCUCUUUAUUCUUCUCUAUCUACUCUUUUCUCUUUCUUCUGGUCCUGUUUAUUGUUUAACCUUGGUAGACUCCCUUACGAGGCCUUCUAGCCCUAGAUGUUUUUAAAAGUAAAUGAGGAUACAGGUUUUUGAGAGAUUCCUUACGUAUAAAUGUUGGGAUCUUGGUCUGGCUGUCAGGACUCCUAGGAGACCCAACACGCAGGGUGUAAUAGAAAAACGUAUACUGGACCUUAGAGUGGCCGGGCUUUACGUUUGACAGAAAGAGAAUGGUUAAUACCAAGCCGGGUUCAAGGAAUACAGAGAUCAGGAAAACGAGUAUAUUAGCCGAGUCAGGGAACCAGAUAAGAGAGUAGUCGAGGUACGAGAGCCUAGUCAAAAACAGGAGAAUGGAGAGUAGUCAGAUAGCUGAGGUGAAGAUACCAAAGAGAACAAUCAGGAAAGAAGCGCUAUUGGGAACCAAACAAGAACCACAACAAGGCAAAGUCCUAUGUGUGAACCAGCCUUUUAUAGGUUGGCUCUUUAAAUUGGAAGCCACGCCCACAAAAUGUUCGAAUCCGGACAUUUUGGUAGGCCUUGGAUUCAUCGGCGGCAUGACGUCGGCACGUACGCGGCCAGUGGUGUAUCCUGGUUUUGUGCUGCCCUAGGUAGGACAAAACUCAGGCUCCCCCCAAACCCCCCUGCGCGCGUGACCUCCACCCAUCCCUUCCCCCCGCCUUCUAAAUACACACACACACUCACUGACAGAUACGCAUACACUAGCUAACAGAAACACAAACUCACUGACACACGGACACACACUCACUCACUAGCAGACACACACACACUCACUGACACACACACUCACAGGCAAACAUACACACACAGUCAGACACACACACAGUCAGACACACACACACAAACACACUCGCUCACUAGCAGACACACACUAGCAGAAACACACUAACAGUCAGACACACACACACUCACUAACAGACACACACACUCACUAAUAGACACACACACUCACUAAUAGACACACUCACUCACUAACAGACACACACACACUUACUAACAGACACACACUUACUAACAGACACAUUCACUCACUAACAGACACAUUCACUCACUAACAGACACACUCACUCACAGACACUCACUAACAGACACUCACUAACAGACACACACACUAGCAGACACACUCACACACUCACUAACAGACACACACACACACACACUCACUAACAGACACACACACUCACAUUAACACAUGUACAUUUCCUUACCUUUGGGAGUGCUGGGGAGGGAGGGGGUUCUCUAUCUCCCUGGUGGUCCAGUGGCUGCUGGGUGGGCGGCAUUGGCGGGCGGGCGGGCGGCUGACGAGGGAGCUCUUCCUGUGAGCUGACUGCUCAGCUCCCUCGCGCGCCGCAGAGUGAGGCCGGGAGCCGGAAUAUGACAUCAUCCACCCGGCUCCCAGCCUCACUCUGCAAAGCGCGAGGGAGCUGAGCAGUCAGCUCACAGGAAGAGGAAAAAAGAUAUGUCGGGUGCUCACUCCAAAGAUAAACAGUAGAUAGGCAGCAGUAACAAAAAACAAGGAUUCCCAGCCUUGAUAAGAAACAGUAUAAAAAGGGAGGAGAGAAACCGCGCCUUAUAUGAAUUAAAUAUACAUACACUUGAUGUCUCUUAGUGGUUGCAGGUAAUUUGUCCUCAAAAAGAAAACAAAAAGAAAUAUACACAAUAGUGUAGUAUUUUUAACAAUAUUGAGAAGGAGUAAUAAAUAUUAUUUAGAUUUAUUACUCCUUCUCAAUAUUGUUAAAAAUACUACACUAUUGUAUAUAUUUCUUUUUGUUUUCUUUUUGAGGACAAAUUACCUGCAACCACUAAGAGACAUCAAGUGUAUGUAUAUUUAAUUCAUAUAAGGCGCGGUUUCUCUCCUCCCUUUUUAUACAGCUCACAGGAAGAGCUCCCACGUCAGCCGCCCGCCCGCCAAUGCCGCCCAGCGCCCAGCAUGUCUGUUAGCCGUGAGGCUAACAAGACAUUUGUCCUGGGCAUUUGGGGGGCGGCUUUUUUUGCCACCCCCUGAAAAAUGCCGCCCAAGGCAAAUGCCUUGUUUGCCUCGCGGCUAAAACGCCCCUGUACGCGGCGUUAGGAUGUCAUUAGCAGCAGGCGUUGGAAGUGCUUGGAGUAGGAAUGCUGUCUAAAAGGUGAGUGAGCAUGACACUGGCCCAGCAAUGCUUAUCCUAAUACCGAUGUGAAGUCUGUUGAGGGCGGUGUAGGGAGCUUUAUAUGUCUACAUUAACGAAACAAUGUCUUUAUUUUCAUAUAAUAUAUUAAAAACCUGACAAGGUUAAUUUUGAAUAGCCUUAGGGGUUCAGAUCAAAAGUAAAAAAAGUAAGGAAGUAAGUAUUCAUUCCUCUCCUGUAUGCAUUUUCUCGGUUGGUCUCUUUAUCUAUGCAUAAAUCAGGAACCUCCUAUGAAGGAAGCAUAUGAGUUAUCCAGAAUAUACAAUUUGAUCAAUAUAUUUGAUAAUAAUCUAAGUAUCAAAAUAUACUUUGUAUUUACAAUGCACCAAAAGUAACUGCAGAAAAUGACUUUACAUAUUUGGUAGCUAUUCAGAAUGUUAGUUGCUUUGACAAUAGAUUUUUUUUUUUCCCUUUUGUGCCAGAAAUGGAAGAUUUGCCUUUUGCCUUAAUGUCACACGCUGGAGGACUGCAUGGAUUUCCAGAAAAAUAUCAAGAAAUUGUGAGGAAACAGUUUCAAAUAGUAUAUCUUGAUGAAUUUCUGAGGAAUAAGGAUAAAUAUUCUCCAAAGAUUCAGACAAUGCUACUGUGGUGGCAUCUGCCUGUUGUUGACAGAGAACUUCUGGAUUCCCUUCCAAACCUGAAAGUUAUUGGGAGUUCUGGAGCAGGAGUUGAUCAUUUGGAUCUACAGCUUAUAUCAAGUUAUGGUAUCAAAGUGGCCAACACAUCUCAUGUGGGAGAUGAUGCUACGGCGGACAUGGCGAUGACCCUCAUGUUGACCUCUGCUAAACAAAUAAUUCAAGGUACAAUUAAAUAUUUUUUUUUAUAAAUCUUUAUUUUUCGUGUGGAAAGAUGAUAAACGCACGUGUAUGGCCACAACAGCCUCUACCCGUCAAUCAGCGUCAGUGCGUAGUAAAUACAGGCAUUGCUGGAUUCUUUUAACACACAUUUUGUAUUUACAAUAGGUCUCGUUGUUAUAGUGAGUUAUUUAAAUCGUAUAACUGUGAGGGUGGAAGACACUUGUCUGCUUAGGUCACCCCUUGUUUUAUUGGGUCUUAAGUGGAGGGGAGAGGGUGGUUACAGCUAAGUCUGGGUACUAUUUCUGGUUCCCUGCCAUGUGCCUCAAGGUUGUGGGUGUAUGGUGUACCCCGUGGCCCUUCUGCAUAUAGGCCGGGAGUGGGUUGUGGUGGUCGCGGGAUCCAUCCGUAGGUUUCCCUUCUAUGACUAAGUCCGCUCCCUUGUUUGUUCCUGACUGUGGCUAUUGGUUUGCACCCGUGUGUGUAGUGCUCUAGGAGUAUUUUUGUCCUAGUGGUGGCUGCGCGUGGUUGCUGGUCAAUUUUACAACUAUGGCUUUUAAGUCUAGGUGUAUAUAAGUCGCUGUGGUGUUACAGGAUCAAGCUGUACCCGUGGGACUUCAGGCUAGGGUUAUUAGACUUGGUGGUGAGCUUGAUGCAAGUCAGGGUUGCUAGGUCGCCCUUGAUGUCAGUUCCCUUUAACCCCUGGGAGGGGGUGGUUGGCUCUAGUGGGCCUUUUUUGCACUGCAAUAACUUUUAGAAUGAGAAAGAACUAUAUGUAAGUUAAGGAACAGUCUUAGUAACACAAAAUAUUUAAACUAAAUAUUUAAACUAAAGCCUAAGCGGCUGUCGGCAGAGACAGUUCGUUCAGGUUUUGGGUUUGGUGCCCCUGCUUGUUCCAGGAGUCGCGGUUGUAUCUGCGCUUGUUGUCCCUGGCUGAUGGUCUAGCUGUGUCGUCGAGGUCGAUGUGAGGUUCGGUAGUCCUAGUGCAAUCAUCAGUGCUGGGCCCUCGGUGGCCUUGUAGUGCUUAUCAUCUUUAGUGAUCCAGAGAGUUCCUGGGGUCGCCCAUCUAUAGGCUAGUCCUGUCGCUUGGAGUUGUUUGGUGAUUGGGUGCAUACUCGCGCCAUUGUAGUGUAGCCCUGCUUAGGUCCUGAAAAAAGGAGAGUUUGCAUGCUUUGAAGUCAAAAGGGGUCUUCCCUUGUAUUGCUGCCAUUAGCCCCAGUUUGUCUGACAUUGAUUGGCAUCUUAGUAUUAUGUCCCGUGGAGCUGAGGUGGGUGCUUGUGGGGAUUUGGCUAUCCUGUAAAUCCCCUCGAAUUGAAAUAUUUUUGCUUGUCUUGUCGGCAAGAGUGUGGCCACAAGGCAUCUAGUGAAGUGUGGCAAUUCUUGUAGUGGCACUGACUCAGGUACCCCUCAAAUUUUUAUAUUUUUGCGGCGCCCUCUGUCAUCCAGGAGGCUAACGCCUGAACAUUGUCGCUUGUGAGAAUUGUAGGUGUCCUGGUAGUUCUCCCUCAUUCCCUUGACCUCCUCUUCUAUUGCCUGUGUGCGCGUGGACACUGCGUGCACGUCUAGCUUAAGUACUGCCAGAUCCGCUUCCCACAUUUGUCUGAGAUUCUGUUGUAGGCCUGUCAGCAUUGCCUGUAUGUCUUGUUUUGAGGCCGGUGUGCUGGCUUCUGAUGUCCAUGUGUGUAUGGGGUGUUGGGAACUGGGGUGUGGGCUGUCUUGUGUUUUUCCCUACUUUGAUGGUUGUGGGGAUGUUUCACGGGGAGUCUGGGCCUUCACUGCGCUUGGGGCCUGUAGCAUUUGGCCUAUGUCGCGCUGCAGUUUUGCAAUGUUUUGGGGCGGUUUUUGCGUCCUUCGACCCAUCUCACCUGAGCUCUGUGUGCUGGGGUACCAGUCCUCAAAGUCUGGGAUGUUCCAGGGCUAGUAUGCUCCCGUUAUGGUCUGAGGCUUCCCUCCCGUCCUGUAGGCCUUGCCGCCUCGGCGUUUAGUUUUGGAGCCGGGUGUCAGGAAGAAUGGCAUCGGCGGUCACAGUGGGGUUCUCUGAGGUUUGUGCUUGUAUGUGUGGCCGGGAUUGAUAUGGGGUGUCCCUGAUUGUGUCAGAUUGCAGUGGAUUGCACCUGAGCUCCGGCAAUGUGCGUGAAAACAUACAGUAUUACUUAUCUUGAGACACUAAGCAUGUUUACAAUAUUGAAAAUGCUACAAUGAUCAAUAUAUCCAAAACUUUUUUUAUACUUAAAAACAAAAUCGUAACAAAAAAGCAAAAGAAAGGAGGUAUGGACAGCGACACACCACAAGUCAAAGCCAGUUUGAUAACGUUAAAAGUGCAUGAACGUAUAACAUUAGCAUUAAAUUCCUCUGCCCUGAAAAUGUGUCUAUUAUUGUGAGUGCCAGUUAUUAGCAGAUACGUUAAAAACAGGUAAUAAAGGUAAAAGAUUUGGAUAUGGUAGGCAGAAUUGUGCUAUACAUGGCUACACAAUGUUCAGCAGUUUAUAACAUAAAAAAAUAUUUUAUACUAUUUAAAUGACCACUAUAGCCACCCAGACCACUUCAGCUCAGUGAAGUGGUUCUGGGUGCCAGGUCCUCCAGGUUUUAACCCUUCAGAUGUAAACAUACCAGUUUCAGAGAAACUGCGAUGUUUACAUUGCAGGGUUAAUCCAGCCUCUAAUGGCUGUCUUCCUGACAGCCGCUAGAGGUGCUUCCUCAAUGCGAAAAUCGCAUUGAGCACGCAGAACAUCCAUAGGAAAGCAUUGAGAAAACAAUUUUGUUUUCCUGACACUAUAGUGAUCCUUUAAGUAUAAACUAAACUUCUGAUAAACAGCAACAACUUAUCUCCACCACAAAGUGCCCCCUCCCAUGUAACUUCCACCAUAACGAUAUGUGUAUAAAGAAAUACCUAUUGACUCAUAGUUGUCACGGCUCAUGGCAUAUCUGACCGCGUGGUUGCACUCAAACAGAGAAGCCAUGCUGUCAGAAAUUCUUUAAACUUACCUUGGGCUCGGCAGGUAGCUCCUUCCGGGUCCCCAGCAGGUGCGACAUUUCUAGGAGCGCCGGUCAUUGCGGACCGGGCUUUUAUAAGAAACCUACCUCAGUCCACGUCAAAGAUGGCCCCGACUAUGACGUGACUCCGCACGCACGUUUAGGGGUCAGACACAGCCAAUUACAGCCUAAAGAGGGUUAUUUAAACUCAAAAUAGCAUUUGGUCAGUGCCCUGUCAUGGUUAUCAGAGAGAGUGUUCCUGAUCAUUAUAUUUCUGGUAUUUGACUUUGGCUUAGUUUGACUUCCCUGAUUUCUGGUAUCCUUGACUUUUGGCUUUCCCUUAUCGAUGUAUCUCGUUCUGUAUCCCUGACCUCGGCAAGUAUUCUGACUAUUCUUGGAUACAUUAAGUCCAGCCAUUCUAAGGUCCGGUUAUAUGUUAUCCUUAAUCCUAGGUGUGAUAUUAUUCUGCGUGCUGGAUCACUUAGUAAUCCUGACAAUAGUAUGGUCAUGUCCCGCCACCACCUCCACUGAAAACCAUGCCGUGCACGCCACGGUUGCUCUAAUCUUGAUUUGGAGUUGUUCAAGGAAGAAAAGUAAAAUUUCCAAGUUUGGUAGAAUUUAUUAACCAAGAUUGUUUUUGUUGGUCAAAAUGUUCAACCAAUCAAUUUUAAAGAGAAAAUUGAGUUUGGUUAAGAAUAUAGGGCAAUAGGGCAAGGAGAGGUGGGAGGGAUCGAGCUGGUAUUGUCAUGUAAACUACUAGGUCAUCGGCGAAAGCCGAAACCCUCAAGGUAGUGUCACUAAUCGGUAUGCUCUGAAAUCCUUAAAAGUUCUAAAUAGCACACAACAGGGGAUCAAUUGUUAAGUUAAAGAGUAGAGGUGACAGGGGACAACCCUGUCUCACACUCUUCUCCAGGAUUAAAUAAGGGGAGUCAAGACCAUUCAUGGUGAUGCAUGUGCUCUGAUUGUGUCGUACAUUUUUAAUAAAGUUUACGAAAAUGUUUCCAAAGUAACGCAAUUUUUAGUACCCAAAUUAGAUGUUGCCACGUGAUGCUGUCAAUGGCCUUUUCUGUAUCGAGACUGACCAGUGAGGGCGAAGGAUCCAUCUCACACUCCUGGCUAGCACCCACCACCGCCGCCAGUGCUCUGUGGGUCGCCAGAAACCAUCUGGCGACCCACCACAAAGCCCAACUGUAGAGGUGUGUGCAGUCAUGAUAGAAACUUUUGCACUCUAGUUGCUAUGAUCUUAGUAAAGAGUUUGAUAUCCAGGUAAAGUAAAGAUAUUGGACGAAUUGAUGUUAGAGCAUCCAUGCUCCUGCCUGGUUUUUUUGAAGGACUGUACGUGCUUGAUUAAGGGAGUCUACAGAGAGCCCUUCUAGGUAAAUUUCAUUGAAAACUUUUGUUAUUUUCUAACUAAUAGAUUGUUUGAAGAUUUUAUAGUAUUUGGUGGUGUAGCCAAAUUUAAGGGAUGUGAUGGCUACAUGAAUCUCUUUCUCUGUAAUGUGUUCAUUAAGGAACUCCCUGGAGCCCUCAUCAAGACAAGGUAAUUGUAAUUGUUUACUCACCAAUCCAAAAUCAUUACACCUCUUUCUUUCAAUUCAUACCGCUGUAAAGUUUAGCUGCAUCCGUGAUAGUUAAACAAACUUACACGGCCCCUCCCACGCCCUGUAAAAAAACAUGUCUCUUAGCAUCGUUACAGAAGGGGCAAAUCUCCACAUUAUACCUUUUGCUAGUUACUCAUCCCUCACAAAUAGCACAAAAAAAUAUAUCAGCAUAGAAAUGUGACGUAGGCACCCUGGAGAAUCAAGUGAUUGGUCUUACAUAUGUAAACAAUAGGGACACUAACCAUUUAUGUCACACAAAGAGCAAGCAUACAAAAUGCUUUAUAUAUUUCUUCAUAAUGUCCUCAUUAAAAACUUCAUAAAAUGCAAAGACUACAAACAGAUAAAUACUGGAAACAAUGCGGAAAAACAGGCAUCUUCUUGCAUUGCUUCGGGUGAUGCCCUAAACAAAUCCUACUGGACUCAGGCCCCAUAUCCUCUCACAGGUAACAGGAAACCAAUUCCAGCUAGAUCCCUGGGCCCUUUUGCUUUUGAAACCACUUGAUUCUUUUACCCAUAAAUGAAAAGAAACUAGCAGCUAAAAUGGCACAUAAUGCAAUAGGUAAUUCGUGGGCAGAUAGAUGUAUAUCUUUGUCUACCUCAGGAAUUCAGAAAUUAAAAGAAUCCUUAGAUCCUUACAGACUGACCCCACAAUUGAAUGACACCCGUUAAUCGUUCCAUAAAAUUUGGGACCCCUGACUGUCAAGUGGAAUAUAGGCAACCAUAGAGACUCAUCUCUUUGUGGUCUUAGCUACAUGCAUACACUUACUUCGCCAUCCACACCUUUCUUUCUCUUCCCCCCUUCCCUUACUAUCCUUUCCCUAAAUCCUCCUCUCCCAUGCUCUCACCAACCUUUCCUGUCAUACACAUGUAAAUAGUUUCACCUAUAAAUAUCCUUUUUCACUUAUUCUCCCCCUCUCUCCACCCCACUCCUACACUCAGUGGUGUAUUUAAGAUUUGUGCUGCCCUAGGCAGGACGGUGCUCAGGCACCCCACCCCUUCCUGUUAAGGUCGCACUUUGACUGACAGACUCAUACACUCAUAGACAGACUCAUACACUCAUUGACAGACGCAUACACUCAUUGACAGACACUCUCAUAUACACUGACAAACAAUGACAUACACACACUAUUACUUGAACACACACUGACAGGCGCACGCUCUCACUGACAGGCGCACACACUCACUGACAGGCGCACGCACUUAUAGACAGACACACACACAUACACAUUUCUCCCAACACUCACAAAUAUUAUUUUUUACAAUUUAUUUUAAAUCCACCCAGCAUACCUGGGAGAGCUGGAGUGGAUUAUUUACCUGUGGUCCAGUGUGGCUGCUGGGCGGGCAGGCAGGGGCGGACAGGCUGAGUAGGCGGUGAGGGAGCUCUGAUUUUCCUGCUCAGCUCCCUCGUGCACCUCUUAGUGAUGCUUGGUGCCGGUCUGACGUCAUAUUCUGGCUUCAUUAAGCAGCGCGGAGGGAGCUGAGGAGGAGGGGCUCAAAAGUGGCCAGCCAGCUCCUGAGCCCUCCAGGACAUGAGGCAAACAAGGGAUCUGCCUGGGCGUUUGGGGUGGCUUUUUUUGCCGUCCCCUGCAAAGGGCCGCCCAAGGCAGAUGCCUUGUUUGCCUCGCGAUAGACACGUCCCUGCCUACACUCCCACUCCCCACUGUCCUCUCUCAUCCCUGGACAUAAGACUAAGCAUAAACCUACUACCUUGGGCAACAAUUCACUAUUAAAUUAUUGAAUGCUCCAAUAACUCUUCCUAAGGUUAAACACACCUUACUCAAUAGUUUGUUACCCCAUUUUUAAAUUAAUCCAGCUUUCCCUAUAAGAAAUUGCACAGGGAUUCAGCAAUGAUAAGCUAAAUUUAACAAUUCCCCAUGUGCUUUACUUGCGUGGAGCGGUCUUGUGAUUGGAGGUACCAUAAUUAGGCACGACAACAAAUGUUUUUCAUAUAUAUUAUUGUACCCUUGAAUAUACUCUGUGCAGAGACUGUUUAAUUCUAUUUUCCUUUUUAUUUGUCUUCCUACUUUUGCUGUUCUUUUGUGACAAUUUUUUACAAAACUUAAAUAAAUAAAAAAAAAUUAAUCCAACAGCCAUUUAGCCUCCAGACUUUUUUUUUUAAAUAUUUUUUUAUAAAACAUAGAAGGUGCCCUGAAUAUCUGAUAAAAUGUGAGAAAUGUUUUAAUUUGUCUCUAUACAGUGAUGAUGAACUCUCAAAGAAUAAAAAUAAUGCAUGGUUUUAUGCACUAGCAAAACAAGUUCCAAUCCUUUUAGGAAGAUAUAAAGAUUUUCCUAUUAUAGCCUGUUAGAUCACUAAAAGAUUUAAAAAAGGCAUUUAGCGUGAUCAUCACUUUUGAGUCUUUUGGCUCAAUAGGAAAAAACAAACAAAAACCAAUUCUCAUGACAUGAUAUUGCUAAUAAAUAAAAGUACAAAAUAAAAUUAGUCCCUCUCAUAUUUGAAUAUUGUAAGACUGACAUUAAAUCUCAACUAAGAGCCUUUUAUAAUACAAAUGUCCUUGAAAGUACCCAAAGCAUUUUAGACUCCUCACACAGUGAUGAACAUAACAGUCUUUUCAUGUUUUUUCCUUUUCAUUUGCUUUUCUGCCCCUCCACUAGCCUCCUUUAUUUAUACAUAUCUUUCUACCUUGUGCCAGAUCUCAAUAUAUGGGUAACGCCAUUUUGUUUUCCUCUGCUCAUGAUGUCUAUUAUUUGCACUUCUGUAGGAUCCUUUUUACUGAUGGAUUCUGGGAAAACCUAAUUUGCAGCUGAAUCAGAACCUUGAUUUGAAACUUGAAUGUAGUACCUACUUUUUCUCAUGUAAAUUUGACCAUUCAGCAAAAAAAAAAAAAAGUUUAUUUUUAGUGUCAAAGGUGCUUUAUUUUCUGAGUAUAAUAAAGCAAUACAAUUACAGUCAACAUAUUGUGGGCAGUUAAGCAACAUUGUGUGAUUGUUCUAAACAAUGGAAAUAUCUGUAAUGACGUGGUGACUAAUUUGUAUUCCCAACCUAGAGAUUAAGAACUACUGUAUCAAGGAGGGUUUGUGCCCCUGGAUUGUUGCAGUCCAUUUUUUAUUACUAAUUCCAUAUAUAUUCCUGUCUGUAUAUGAUUCGUGUGGAUAGAUUUAUACAGUUCUGGUAUCUGUACCAUUUAGUAAUUUAGUUUUUUUUUUAUGUAGCUAAGCCCUUCAUAAUGGAGUAACUGACAGCCAUUUUGUUUUUCAGCCCACCAUAUAGCUUGUUCACCGGAAACAAAACAUUUUGAUUUGAAUUGGGAGAGUGAAAAUAUUACUGAGGCCACACUCGGCAUCAUAGGAAUGGGAAGCAUUGGGUACAGCAUAGCAUUGAGAGCCAAAGCUUUCAGAAUGAGGAUUAUCUACCACAACAGGAACCGAAGGUGAGAACAUAUUGUUCAGAAAAAUGCUUUGUGAAUCAAAAGUUUCUUGUUCCUUUAGUACUGAUGGUCCAAAAAAGUCUGUAUAUCUUUUAGACUACUAAAGUUUACUGCUAAUGAGGUGUCUUGCAUUCAAGGUUGCUGAACGCAGAUGUUUGUUUUAAAAUACAAUAUAUACGAAGGAGGCAAGCACUAAUUUGUAGAAACAUAAAUUCUGAAAUCAUUCACUAACAUAUGAAUGAUUGAAAACUGGGUAGUUGCAAACGUUAAGCCAAAACAGUCAAUCUGUAAUAAUUACUGUGCUAGAGAAGUUUUCAAAUUGAUUUAUAUUUGCCUAAAAUUUGAAUUGUCUAAUUCAGUAAUUGGUUAUUCAGUAACUAGUCACAUCAUUUAGUUAAAGGGCUCAGCACAAUCGAUAUAAAACAAGCUAUGAAUGUAUUAAAGCUAUACAUAAACCCCCCACGAUUUUAGAACGUGUUUGUGUCUUAGUUUCUUAUGGUUAAACAGCAAUCCUACUGAAAGAGGAUACAGGGGCUCCCACUGGUCAUUUGGAGUCUCUGUUUUUUGUUCAUUUGCCUUUGGGAGCUCAACGGUGACCUAUUCUCCAGCGCUAAUCUAAGUUAGCUUAGUAGAGAUAAGACACUGUAUGAAUUAUUUAUUUAUUUUUUACUUCCUUAUUGAAGUUUGUAUAGUGUGAACUAAAGCCCCUAUACACACACCAUUGCACUUUAUCUUCUAGUACUUACCAUCGAAAAAUUAACUUGCAGUUAUUUUAAAUGGCUGUAGACACUGUAGGCACUGUAACUGCUUCAGCUCAUUUGUGCCAUUUCAUCAUUCAGCAUUAAAUAGUUUUUCAUGUUUUAGUGUUAAGCGAGUGACCAGCAGCAUAUAUCCUCUGUGCUGCUUGGCCUGAUGAGGAAGCAUUGGGUGGCUGUGAUUAAUUGAUAGUGACUGUGUGACAGUGAUAAUGAUUGACUGUUUUCAGCAUGUCACAGCAACCAAUGAUGAUAUGACUUGCUAUUAAUUUUUGCCUUAGCCAUACCUCCAAUAAGGGCUCAGCCCUUAUGUAAUGUUAAACUGUUGAAAAAUAGUUUAACACUGAAUGAUGAGGGAUAUCGUCAGGGGUACUACAGGCACUAUAACCAAUUCAUUGAGAUGAAAUGGUUAUGGUGCCUACAAUAUCCCUAUAAGGAAAACAUUUUUUUUUGAAUUGUUGAAAAGUACAAAAUGGUAGAUGUGUAUACCUGCAAGGCCAAUUAGCUGGUAAACUUUUUUUAUAUGCUCAAUGCAUACACUCCUAAUUUGGAAGAUUUGACACAAUCCUACAUGGAAAUGGUACAUGUGUAAUAGUUGAUGAUUUUAAUGUGGGCCUUCAUGGGACAGAAGCUCUAGAGCAGGCCAACCAAGGUCUCAUAACCUUGUAUCCCUAUAUUUAACUUCCACCCACAUUGAUUUACUCAGACUCGAUCUUGGGCAGGAUGGUUAUGAAAUUACCAUGAUAGCUUAAAUUUUGUAUGCUAAGAAAACUAAUGCAUCUCCUCUUUUGUUAUUUUGAUAGCAGAGAUGACUUUUAACAGGCUUAAGUGUCUCUUUUUUUACUUAAGCUCUUAUUUCAGCCUUGAAUUUAUGCACACUUCCGUAAGGGCUCAAGUACAAGGGGCUCCCAUGAUGCCUUUUGAGAACCAGGCAGGACUAACCCCCUUCUUUCUUCCUAUUUGCACAUUAUUUAAUAGGUGAAAGAAAGUAGAACUAGAGCCAAAUCAAAGGUACACUUUUAAAGAACGGGGGGUAACCCCAAAUAUGAACAUAGCAAGAAGAACAAGUUGUGUACCUGUAUGUAAUCGGUGUAAAAUAAAGAACAAAAUAGGUACGAUACUAAGUAUAUCAGUCUCAGACAAAUAUGCUGAGAAGAUAUACUAUUAAGCAAAGUAUACUAUUAAGCAAAAUAUAUAUGUGUGUGUGUGUGUGUGUGUGUGUGUGUGUGUGUAUAUAUAUAUAUAUAUAUAUAUAUCUCAUACUAAGUGUAUUUUUUAUUAACAUAUACAUAUAUUAAUAUAAAAAUACACUUAGAGUAAAAUUACACACGUGUAUAUUUGUGUACGGGGUAAUUAGAGGACAUACAAUUAAAAAUAUGUAGUUCGAUAAGGAGCAAAGUCGGUUGAGGUGUGCAGAAACCGACGAGAGGUUAGGCAUGCAAAAAGAGGGCCCACCUGGUAUAUUGAUGUAAAUAAUAAAGGGUGAGGUGGGAGGGGAACUUUCAAACGGCGACGAUAGAUAAGCAGGGGUUACUGGGGAUUUCAAUAGGAAAACAACAUCUUCCACAAUUUCAGGCAUAUGCCUUCCACAUAUAAUAUACAGGUGAUACUCGAAAAAUUUGAAUAUCGUGCAAAAGUUCAUUUAUUUCAGUAAUGCAACAUAAAAGGGGAAACUGAUUUAUGAGAUAGACGCAUUACAUGCAAAGCAAGAUAGUUCAAGCCGUGAUUUGUCAUAAGUGUGAUGAUUAUGGCUUACAGCUCAUGAAAACCCCAAAUCCACAAUCUCAGUAAAUUAGAAUAUUACCUGCAAUCAAUAAAACAAGGUGUGUAAAUAGAACAAAGAGCCAACAAAGAGCUCAAUUUUGGUCUCAACUGACCGCAAUGCUUUCACCCGGUUCUCCUCUGAAUCAUUCAAAUGUUCAUUGGCAAACUACAUACGGGCCUGUACAUGUGCUUUCUUGAGCAGGGUGACCUUGCGGGUGCUGCAGGAUUUCAAUCCUUCAUGGUGUAGUGUGUUACCAAUUGUUUCCUUGGUGUCUAUGGUCCCCUCUGCCUUGAGAUCAUUAACAAGAUCCUCCAGUGUAGUUCUGGGCUGAUUCCUCACCGUUCACAAUCUUGCAUGGAGCACCAGACCGAGGGAGACUGACCAUUAUUUUGUGUUUCUUCCAUUUGCAAAUAAUCGCAUUAACUGUUGUCACCUUCUCACCAAGCUGCUUGGUGAUGGUCUUGUAGUCCAUUCCAGCCUUGUGUAGGUCUACAAUCUUGUCCAUGAAAUCCUUGGACAGCUCUUUGGUCUUGGCCAUGGUGGAGAGUUUGGAAUCUGAUUGAUUGAUUGCUUCUGUGGAUCUUGAGAGUGCUCCUAAUCUCAGCUUGUUACCUGUAUAAAAGACACCUGGGAGCCAGAAAUCAUGCUGAUUGAUAGGGGAUCAAAUACUUAUUUCACUCAUUGACAUGCAAAUCAAUUUAUAACUUUUUUGACAUGCAUUUUUCUGGAUUUUUUUGUUUUGUUAUUCUCUCUCACUAUUAAAAUAAACCUACCAUUAAAAUGAUAGACUGAUCAUUUCUUUGUCAGUGGGCAAACGUUCAAAAUCAGCAGGGGAUCAAAUAGUUUUUUCCCUCAAUGUAUCUGAAGUUUCACUGGGACUUCUGAUGGGACAGAGCCUGUUUGGCUUUAGCAGACUUGAGUGCCGUGCAAAGAACUACCUGAGGGGGCCCAUCAGGUGGCCCAUGCACUUAGGGCCACCCGAUGGGCAUAUCUCUAAAGGGGCCCGAUCAGUGCUGUGGAUUUUUAAUAGCUAGUCCGAGCCCCUUUAAGGAUCCUGGCACUGGCAGAGCUAACACCCGUGCGGGAGGAAGCACCGGGGAGUGUGAAGAGGAGAGGAGGACAGAGUCAGACCCACAUCAGCCCCAGGCCCACAGCUAGCAGAGUCCACCUUCCUGCAGCCUAAAGGUAAGAAACAUGAGAGUGGGAGGAAGCACCGGGGAGUGUGAAGAGGAGAGGAGGACAGAGUCAGACCCACAUCCACAUCAGCCCCAGGUCCCCAGCCAGCAGAGUCCACCCUCCUGCAGCCUAAAGGUAAGAAACAAGAGGGUGGAAGGAAGCACCUAUCAGUGUGUGUAUCUAUGUGUACCUGAGAGUGUGUGUGUCUGUCUGUAUCUGUGUAUCUAUCAGUAUGUGUAUCUAUGUGUUUGUUUGUAUCUGGUUGGUAGUGUGCACCUGACUGUAUGUUUUUGUUGUUGUUUUAUUCUUUGAUUUUUUUUAUAGUAGUGCUGCAGCUUUUAUGUUCAUGGUUUUCUAGUGUCUGUGCUUUUGAUUUUUAUGUACACUUUUUGUCCACAAUCAUUUUCACUACUUAGUUGAUAUGCCCCAUUUAUUUUAGUUUUAGUUGGAGCUCUAUUUAAAUGUUUAAACAGAUUGUUAGUUUGUUUUGGUAACUUUGUUGUAAUGUAUAUCUUUUCUAUUUGCCUCUGCCUGUCCUGGCUUUUUGAUCUUUACAUACAGACUGCCCAUGUUGUGUACGUUUUUAUCUUGCAUAUAUUUUAUUAUGUGCAUGGCCCAUUUUCUGUCGUUUGCAUUUAUUUUUUAAAGUGUGUUAGUUUAAUUAAUUUCAAUUAUUUAUAUAUAUAUAUAUAUAUAUAUGUGUGUGUGUGUAUGUGUGUAUAUAUAUAUAUAUAUAUAUAUAUAUAUAUAUAUAUAUUGCUGUAGCGCUCACGCUUUCUUUGUUUUCUGAGAUUCUCAACUAAAGCUAUGUUUGGUGUUAAUCUGCCCAUAUAAUUGAUUACUUUAUUAUUGUUUCUCUACAUUUUUUACACUCAUAUUUUAUUUAUAGUUAGUUUUUAAGUGUAUCUGUUUGUGUGUCUGUAUGUAUCUGUGUCAAUGUGCACCUGAGUGUGUGUGUGUAUCUUUCAGUGUGUAUAUCUGUGUGUCUGUAUAUUUACAUGUAUGUCAGUGUGUCUGUAUAUCUCCUAUGUGUGUGUAUGUAUCAGUGUUAGUGUGUGCAUGUGUGUAUCUAUGUGUGUGUCUGUGUAUAUAUGGGUGCCAGAUUGCACCUUAGUGUGUAUCUCUGUGUGUCUGUAUCUGGGUGUCAGUGUGCAUGUGAAUGUAUAUGCGUGUGUAUAACCGUGUCUGUAUAUUUCCAUGGAUGUCAAUGCAUGUGCCUGUUUCUCCUUUGUGUGUGCAUGAAUGUAUAUCAGUGUGUGUAUGUAUCUGUAUGUAUCUGUGUGUCAGUUUGCACCUGAGUGUGUCUGUGUAUAUGUGUGUAUGUCUAUGUAUCUGUGUCAGUGUGAAACUGAGUGUAUAUGUGUGUAACUAUAUGCCAAUAUGUGUAACUGUGUGUCUGUGUAUUUGCAUGUAUGUCAGGGUGUGUAUCUCUGUGUGUGUGUGUGUGUGUGUGUGUGUGUGUGUGUGUGUGUGUGUAUACACUACAGACAAAUGCACGCUUGCAUUCAAACACCAACAUUCAUUAAAAUUAAAAAAAACUGUAAAAUUAAUUUUAAAAAAAAUGAUAUAUGUAAUUUUAUUCUAACUGUAUUUUGAUUUUAAUAUAUAUAUAUAUUUAUAUCAAAAUACACUUGGAAAGGGGCACACCACGGGCAAACCUCCUCUUCCACCAAGACCUCCCAAAGCGCCCGCAAGGGGGAAGACGCGGCCUCACAGAGGACCCGGGUCUGUAGCCAAAGGAUGUCGACCUCACCGGAGGCCUGGAGCUGGAGAGAAGCCCCCAGCCACACACAGCCCACCUCCACCCUUCAAACAUCACAAAAGCCCGCACCAACCAUACCCAGUAAAGAAAUCGGAUAAUCCAGGGACUUAAUGGAAUUGAUCGGCAGAAGCAGAGAACGGACUAACCCACAACAGCGUUCUGGUAACGUUCUGGCCAAACAAUAUCUGCCCCUACUUUGCAACCAAAGGACAGACAGGAGACUUACACAGCCUGUGUGGUGGACUGUUGCGGCCUAGUUCCACGCUACAUCCAUCACCAUGCAGACCAUGCCUGACACGUAAUCCUGCCUGCAUAACUUUACCUGUUAAGCAACCUUGUUUAACCCAGUGAACCUUUCUCUACUUUAUUCAGUAUAGCCUGCAUGCUAGCUACAGGAUUUAACUUUUAGACAGCUUAGACAGGCCUAAAGGAUGCAUAUCAUGUUGUGUCUUUAGCUAGGUGGGUGAAAUACCUUGCAAUGGGGUCAGAACAUGCACGUACUUAGCAUACCAGCUACUCAAUCAAACAUGCACACCUGUCUCAUCUUGUAUUACUUAAACCUGCAUGUCCUUAGUUUUACACAGCGUGUUUAGCCUGUGAUAUCACUACUACACUAGCACAGCAAAUAGAGCAUUGUUAAGCAUUAAUUGUUAUAUCUACUCACUGGUCUAGAUGAUACCACAUGUGCUGUCUUAACUCUUGAAGCUCCAGCACGUUUCUAUCACCAAUGACAUGUGACAACAUUAAUUGGGAGGAGGGAAGCGAGUUCCACAGGAACGGUGCAGCCCUCGAGAAAUCUUGAAGGCGAGCAUCAGAGGUGGGAGUACGGGCAGAAGAUAGACGUAAGUCUUCAGUAGAUCGUAAGGGCCUAGACGGGACAUACUUGUGUAUAGGAGAGGAUAGAUAGGUGGGACCAGCAUUAUGUAGAGAUUUGAAAGCAAGAACCAGAAUUUUAAAUUGAGCUCUAUAUUUUAUAGGAAGCCAAUGUAGGGAGUGACAGAAGGGUGAUGCAUGGGAGGUGGGGGCGGACAGGAAGAUGAACCUCGCCGCCGCAUUCAUUAUGGACUGUAACGGCGCAAGUUGGGAGCACGUAAGAUCACUGAGAAGCGGAUUACAGUAGUCAAGGCGAGAAAGGACAGUGGAAUGGACUAACACCUUAGUCGCAUCUGGUGUUAAGUAGGGGUGGAUGCGCGCAAUGUUUUUGAGAUGGAAAUGACAGGAUUUGGCGAUAGAUUGAACAUGAGGCUUGAAGGAGAGGUCGGAGUCAAAGAGAACACCUAGGCAGCGAGCCUGUGCGGUGGAGCUGAUGGUAGCACCGUUGACUUGGAGGGAGACAGACACAGGAGUAACAACACUUGAGGGAGGUGUCAGCGGUCUCCCCUCCUCCUACCUGUCGGCAAGCGGCGUCUCCGCGCCGCUCGCGUCCUCCUCCACACCUCCCAGCGGCAGCAUGUAUAACGCUGCACGCUGGGAGCCCGCGCAUUUAUGCAAACGCCGGUGUCAGUCAUGUGACCCGGCGUUAAAGCAACAGUACCACAAUCACAGUGGGAGGCGUAGAUAUCUCCCACGUGUGAUUGUUAAUUCUGAUUGGAAGUUAUCCAAUCAGAAUUAAGCAAAGGAUAUUUAUACUUACCUUUCCUGUCUCUCAGUGCCCUGUUGUGGUCUUGUGAUACCUGUAGUGCAGUUUGCUCGUGUUUCUCUCUGGUUACUGAUUAUUUGGCUCGUUAUUCCGAUUUUCCUGUAUUCUCCACUCCUUUGACCUCGGCUUGUUUCUUGUUCUCCCGUUUUCUGGCUCCCUUUACUUGGCUUGUCUCUUGACUAUUCUUAGUGUGCUUAGCCCGGCCACUCUAAGGACCGGUAUAGCACCCUUCCUCUCUGUGACCUGUUAGGUUCCGGAAUCGUGACAUUACAACAGGGCCACCAUGGAACCUGCUGACAUUCCACAGUUGUUAGUAAAUCAGGAGGCUAGAAUGGAUGGUUUAGACCAUCGUAUGGAUCAGUUUGCCCAGGCUUUACAAACCAUACUGGCUCGUACUGCCCACUUGCGACCUGUCGUUCAAGAAGCUGUUGCUGCUGUGGCAGAACCCAUUCCCGAUCCAGUACCCGCUCCUGCUCACGUGGUUCACAUGACGCCACCACAGCGCUAUAGUGGUGAUCCAGCGUUGUGUCGUGGUUUCCUCAACCAAAUUGAUAUUCAUUUGGUGAUGAAUCCUGUUUCCUACCCCACUGAUAGAACCAAAAUUGCUUUUCUAAUCAACAACUUGUCCGGGAAAGCUUUAGCAUGGGCUAAUCCCAUGUGGGAGAAUACGUCCCCAAUGUCCUUUGCAGACUUUUUGACCGCUUUCAUACGUACAUUUGAUCAACCCGGUAGGGUUGCUUCUGCUGGCAAAGCUCUGCUUAGGGUCCGACAGCGUAAUAGAUCUGUAGCGGAUUAUACUAUUGAAUUCCGCACUCUAGCAGCUGAAGUGGUUUGGAAUAACGACGCCCUCAUAACAGCCUUUCAGGAGGGUUUGGCCGCUUACAUACUAGAUGAAAUAGCAUCCAGGGAAUUGCCUGUUCUUCUGGAUGAUGUAAUAGGUUAUAUCAUUCUUAUUCACAACCGUAUUAGAGAGAGGCGUAGUCAAAGAAGGAUGAAUACACAGGGGUCACCUGCUUUACCCAGUACUGCAUUACUAGCAUUACCUCCCCCUAAUCAACCAUCUCCCGAACCCAUGCAAUUGGGUGCUAUAGGCUUAACUGAAGCUGAAAGAACGUAUCGCAGAAGGGAGGGCUUAUGCCUUUAUUGUGGAAAGAGGGGGCAUCUCCGAAGAAACUGUCCUAGUUUGCAGGGAAACUUCAGCACCUAAGGCCUAGAGAGGGGUCAGCCUCGGGUGUUAUGAUUUUUUCCCCUCAUGUGUCCAUCUCCAGACCAUUUAUUACGGUUACUCGUUUGGUCAAUCAAACCACUAUAACAACUGAAGCCUUGAUUGAUUCAGGUGCUGCAGACAACUUUAUGGAUGAGAACUUUGCAAACACCGCAGCCUUGACUCUGAUCCAAAAGGCCACACCCUUGGCGGUUGAGGCCAUAGAUGGUAGACCACUUGAUAAACCUCUGGUGACCCAUGAAACCCAAGAAAUGGUUAUGGCCAUGGGUGCAUUACACAAGGAAAGGUUAACCUUCCAAAUAAUGGACUCCCCUACAGCUUCCAUCGUUCUGGUCUUUCCCUGGUUAGUUAAACACAACCCGGUACUUGAUUGGGGUUGUUUAGAUAUACCCUCCUGGGGGGAAUCUUGUCAACGAGACUGUAUGGCGUCCCGUUUGCUUACUUAAUUUGCCUACAGCUAAACCACUUUCUGUUUCUGUCCCUCCUGUGUAUGCAGACCUCACAUUGGUCUUUGAAAAAAGGGAGGCUGAUAAGCUACCCCCACAUUGGGAUUAUGAUUGUGCCAUAAACCUGUUACCUGGUACUAUGCCCCCUAGAGGUAAGAUCUACCCGCUUUCUGAGAAAGAAAAUCAGGUCAUGGAGGAGUACAUACAGGAAUCCUUACGUAAAGGUUUUAUCAGAAGGUCCUCCUCUCCGGCUGGUGCUGGUUUCUUUUUCGUUGCCAAGAAAGAGGGCGAUUUGAGGCCAUGUAUAGACUACAGGGGUCUGAAUAAUAUAACAAUUAAAAACGCUUAUCCUAUCCCUCUCAUCACUGAGUUGUUUGACCGUGUUAAAGGUUCUAGAUAUUAUACUAAACUAGACCUCGGGGGGCUUAUAACUUGGUUCGUAUAAAAGAGAAUGAUGAAUGGAAAACAGCGUUCAAUACACGCAGUGGGCAUUACGAGUAUCUGGUCAUGCCUUUUGGACUGUGUAAUGCUCCUGCUGUGUUUCAGGACCUCAUAAAUGAUGUCCUUAGAGAUUGACUGCAUGUCUGUGCCGUGGUUUAUCUUGAUGAUAUACUUGUAUAUUCUCCUGAUUUGAAGUCACAUCAUGCCCAUGUGAGGAUGGUACUUAAGAGAUUGCUGCAGAACGGUCUUUAUUGCAAAUUAGAGAAAUGUUUAUUUGACCAAAAAUCAGUACAAUUCCUAGGGUAUGUCAUUUCUGAACUGGGAUUCAGCAUGGAUCCUUCAAAAUUAGAAGCCAUAUUGUCUUGGCCUCUUCCCCAAGGCCUUAAGGCGAUACAGCGAUUUAUAGGUUUUGCCAAUUAUUAUCGGAGGUUUAUUAAAAACUUUUCAUCAGUUAUUUCUCCUAUCACGAAACUGACUAAAAAGGGUUUGCACCCCAGGGUUUGGACACCUGAAGCCGUUAAAGCCUUCGAGACUCUCAAAAAGGCAUUUGCCACUGCCCCCGUUCUACACCAUCCUGACCCUUCCCUUUGUUAUGAAAGUAGACGCUUCAGAAUCAGGUGUAGGAGCCGUAUUAUCACAAAGACUAUCGCAUACCGAACCCCUCCAUCCCUGUUGUUACUUUUCUAAAAGGCUGUCUGAUUCGGAAAAGAAUUACGACGUCGGGAACAGGGAACAUUGGCUAUUGUGAUGGCUUUUAAAGAAUGGAGGUACUUAUUAGAAGGAGCUAGACACAAAAUUUUAGUUAUAACUGAUCAUAAGAAUCUCUCCUAUAUAGCAGAUGCUAAAAGGUUGUCCUCUCGUCAAGCCAGAUGGUCUUUAUUUCAUUCACGUUUUCAGUUCAUUAUCACAUAUAGGCCUGGAUACCGUAAUGUCAAGGCUGAUGCUAUCUCCAGACAAUACGAACCUUUGGAGUCGAUUGCCCCUGCUCCUGAACCCAUUGUACCUACAUCUAAGAUAAUAGCUGCUACCCGUUUAGUUAUUUCGUCUCUUUUCCUUGAUGGUAUCAAGAUAUACCAAUCCCAAGCACCCUCUGAGACACCUGUUGGUAGAUUAUACGUGAAAGAAUAAGAUAGAAAGAAAUUGUUAGCUUUAUUUCACACCGCCAAAACUGCUGGUCACCCAGGGGUUACCAAAACACACAAGGGUCUCCUUCAACAGUUUUGGUGGCCCUCACUUAAGCAAGACGUAGUAGAUUAUGUGCAGGCUUGUCAUGUUUGCGCACAGUGUAAGUCCCCUAAUGUUAAACCCCCGGGACUCCUAAUGCCUCUAUCCGUACCCAAGAAACCAUGGACCCACUUAUCCAUGGACUUCAUUGUAGAUCUUCCUUUAUCUGAUGGACAGACAGUAAUUUUGACUGUGACUGAUAGGUUCUCUAAAAUGGCACACUUUAUUCCACUUAAAAAACUACCUUCUGCGGUUCAGUUGGCUCAGGUAUUUGCCAAAGAGGUGUUCCGCUUGCAUGGUAUACCACAGGAUAUCGUAUCCGACAGGGGUCCUCAAUUUGUCUCGCGGUUUUGGAGGGGCUUUUGUGCUGAGAUGGGGAUCUCCUUGUCAUUUACGUCCUCCUAUCAUCCACAAUCUAAUGGAGCUGCCGAACGGGCAAAUCAAUCUGUGGAGUUAUAUUUACGCUGCUUCACGAAUGCGCACCAGGACAACUGGUCUCACCUCCUUCCCUGGGCUGAAUUCGCCAGGAACACCUGACUCAUUCGUCCACUGGCUUAAGUAAUUUUAUGGUUGCUUAUGGGUUCCAACCCUCUGUCCUUCUCAGCGUGUUCUCCGACAAGGGAAUGCCCGCUUUGGACGAGCACCUCACCUCCUUACGGAAGAUGUGGGAUCAGGUCCAUGCUACUCUUUCUCGUGCGGCUACUACUCAGAAGAGAUUUGCUGAUCGUCGUAGGGGUGCGGCUCCUUCUCCUUCUUAUGCCCCGGGUGAUAGGGUUUGGUUGUCCUCUAAGAAUCUCCGCCUCGAUUAAAUUUGCGCCCAGGUUCCUUGGCCCCUAUAAGGUAUUCCUUAAGGUGAAUCCUGUGUCCUACUCCCUGGCCUUGCCUCCUUCCAUGCGUAUACCUAACACUUUUCACACCUCCCUUUUGAAGCCCCUGCUCUGUAAUCGAUUCUCUGGUCCUCUCAGGCGUCCGGAUUCCCUCCGCGCUGUCUCCAGUGACGUGUACGAAGUGGCUGCUCUGCUUGAUUCUCUUUUUUCUCGGGGUCGGUUGCAGUAUCUGGUGGAUUGGAAGGGUUACGCCCCUGAGGAGCGGUCUUGGGUUUCUGCCUCUGAUUUGAAUGCGCCCUCUUUGAUCCGCUCCUUUCAUGCGCGGUUUCCUUUAAAGCCUUUGGAUUCCCGCCCAUCGGGCGGUCCUCGAGGGGGGAUUAUGUCAGGGGUCCGCGGGUGGCUGUGAGGGGAGGCUGCACGCCACUUGCAGCACUCACCUUCAGUCCAUUGCCGCAGUCUCCCCUCCUCCUACCUGUCGGCGAGCGGCGUCUCCUCUCCGCUGCGCACCGCUCGCGUCCUCCUCCAUGCCUCCCAGCGGCAGCAUGUAUAACGCUGCACGCUGGGAGCCCGCUCAUUUAUGCAAACGCCGGGGUCAGUCACGUGACCCGGCGUUAAAGCAACACUACCACAAUCACAGUGGGAGGCGUAGAUAUCUCCCACGUGUGAUUGUUGAUUCUGAUUGGAAGUUAUCCAAUCAGAAUUAAGCAAAGGAUAUUUAUACUUACCUUUCCUGUCUCUCAGUGCCCGUUAUUCCAAUUUUCCUGUAUUCUCCACUCCUUUGACCUCGGCUUGUUUCUCGUUCUCCCGUUUUCUGGCUCCCUUUACUUGGCUUGUCUCUUGACUAUUCUUAGUGUGCUUAGCCCAGCCACUCUAAGGACCGGUAUAGCACCCUUCCUCUCUGUGACCUGUUAGCGUGUUAGGUUCCAGAAUCAUGACAUUACAACAGUGCCACCAUGGAACCUGCUGACAUUCCACAGUUGUUAGUAAAUCAGGAGGCUAGAAUGGAUGGUUUAGACCAUCGUAUGGAUCAGUGUGCCCAGGCUUUACAAACCAUACUGGCUCGUACUGCCCACUUGCGACCUGCCGUUCAAGAAGCUGUUGCUGCUGUGCCAGAACCCAUUCCCGAUCCAGUACCCGCUCCUGCUCACAUGGUUCACAUGACGCCACCACAGUGCUAUAGCGGUGAUCCAGCAUUUUGUCGUGGUUUCCUCAACCAAAUUGAUAUUCAUUUGGUGAUGAAUCCUCGUUCCUACCCCACUGAUAGAACCAAAAUUUCUUUUCUAAUCAACCACUUGUCCGGGAAAGCUUUAGCAUGGGCUAAUCCCAUUAUAUUGGAAGCCAAAGGAGCUAAUGAGUUUACCAAGGGAGGCAGUAUAGAUGGAGAACAGUAGGGGACCAAGGACUGAACCUUGGGGGACACCAACAGAGAGGAGUUGGGGAGAAGAAGCAGAGCCUGAAAAAGAAACACUGAAAGAGCGCUGGGAGAGGUAGGAGGAGCACCAGGAGAGAGCAAUAUCUUGUACACUGAUAUUGCGGAGGAUGAGAAGAAGCUGUUGAUGAUCAACAUUGUCAAAAGCCGCAAACAGGUCAAGGAGAAUUAGGAUAGAGUAGUGAACAUGAGAUUUUGCAGCGAGUAGAUCAUUGGAUACUUUGGUCAGUGCUGUUUCCACAGAGUGCUUAGCGCGGAAACCAGACUGAAGCAGGUCUAGCAGAGAGUUGGACUCGAGGAAAUCUGUCAAUCUCGCAUACACAAUUUUUUCAAGGAUCUUGGAUGCAAAAGGCAGUAGCGAGUUGGACGAUAGUUGGAUGGGGAGUUAGGGUCAAGAUUGGGCUUCUUUAGAAUUGGGGUUACAGUUGCAUGUUUCAAGGGCUAUGGAAAUAUAGCAGAGGAGAGAGAGAGAUUGAGAAUUUUAGUGAGAGGUGGAGAAAGAGAAGAAGACAGAGUACGGAUGAGAUGCGAGGGAAUUGGAUCUAGGGAGCAGGUGGUGGGGCGGGAGAACUGGAGCAGAGCAGAAACCUCUUCCAAUGUAGCGGGUGCGAAUGAACAUAGAACAGCAGAGGGAGUGAAGUUAGGGGAAGUAUUGUAAGGGGAAGAAGAAAGAUGAGAGAUCUCUUCUCUGAUUGUAGAGAUCUUGUCAGUGAAGUGAGUUGCAAAGUCUCAAGUUAGUAGGCGGUCAAGUUAGUAGGUGGAGGAGGAACAGCAGGGCGAAGAAGAGAGUUAAAUGUGCGAAAUAGUCGUUUGGGUUCGCGGGAGAGUGUGGUUAUGAGGGUAUUGAAGUAAUUAACUUUUGCAGACGAAAGAGCCAAGCUGUAUGAGCUCAGCAUAAAUUUAUAGUGGAGAAAGUCAGAUGCACAGUGAGACUUUCUCCAACAGCGUUCAGCAACUCUGGAGCAUUUUUGGAGGUAUCGAGUGAGCUUGGUGUGUCAGGGUUGUUGUUGGGGGGGCCUGCGGCAUUUAAAUGUACAAGGUGCCAUGAUGUCUAAUUGAGAGGAGAGGGUGGAAUUGUAGAAGGAGGUUGCAGAACUAGGACAGGUGAGGUUUGAGAUAGGUAAAAGGAGAGUUUGGAGAUUGGUGGAGAAAUGCUCCACUAGGUCAAGACAUUGGAGGUUUCUGUGAGAGUGGUGUUCAGACAGUGAUGUCAAUUGGGUCUUAGGUAUGCCAAUGUCAAAAGUCAGCAGAUGGUGGUCAGAUAGAGGAAAAUUAAUAUUGGAGAGAUUAGAGGCAGUACAGAGGUUGGUGAAGGCAAGAUCAAGAGUGUUUCCCGCUGUAUGGGUUGCUAAAUUGGACCAUUGCGUAAGGCCAAAGGACGAGGUUACAGAGAGCAGACGAGAGGCAUCAGUGCAACUGGAAUGAAAUGAUAUAUAUACAGUUGCAAGAAAAAGUAUGUGAACUCUUUGGAAUGAUAUGGAUUUCUGCACAAAUUGGUCAUAAAAUGUGAUCUGAUCAUCAUCUAAGUCACAACAAUAGACAAUCACAGUCUGCUUAAACUAAUAACACACAAAGAAUUAAAUGUUGCUAUGUUUUUAUUGAACACACCAUGUAAACAUUCACAGUGCAGGUGGGAAAAGUAUGUGAGCCCCUAGACUAAUGACAUCUCCAAGAGCUAAUUGAAGAGAGAUGUCAGUCAACUGGAGUCCAAUCAAUGAGAUGAGAUUGGAGGUGUUGGUUACAGCUGCCCUGCCCUAUAAAAAACACACACCAGUUCUGGGUUUGCUUUUCACAAGAAGCAUUGCCUGAUGUGAAUGAUGCCUCGCACAAAAGAGCUCUCAGAAGACCUACGAUUAAGAAUUGUUGACUUGCAUAAAGCUGGAAAGGGUUAUAAAAGUAUCUCCAAAAGCCUUGCUGUUCAUCAGUCCACGGUAAGACAAAUUGUCUAUAAAUGGAGAAAGUUCAGCACUGCUGCUACUCUCCCUAGGAGUGGCCGUCCUGUAAAGAUGACUGCAAGAGCACAGCGCACACUGCUCAAUGAGGUGAAGAAGAAUCCUAGAGUGUCAGCUAAAGACUUACAAAAGUCACUGGCAAAUGCUAACACCCCUGUUAGCGAAUCUACAAUACGUAAAACACUAAACAAGAAUGGAUUUCAUGGGAGGAUACCACAGAGGAAGCCACUUCUGUCCAAACAAAACAUUGCUGCACGUUUACAGUUUGCACAAGAGCACCUGGAUGUUCCACAGCAGUACUGGAAAAAUAUUCUGUGGACAGAUGAAACCAAAGUUGAGUUGUUUGGAAGAAACACACAACACUAUGUGUGGCGAAAAAAAAGGCACAGCACACCAACAUCAAAACCUCAUCCCAACUGUGAAGUAUGGUGGUGGGGGCAUCAUGGUUUGGGGCUGCUUUGCUGCAUCAGGGCCUGGACGGAUUGCUAUCAUCAUCGAAGGAAAAAUGAAUUCCCAAGUUUAUCAAGACAUUUUGCAGGAGAAAUUAAAGCCAUCUGUCUACCAGCUGAAGCUCAACAGAAGAUGGGUGUUGCAACAGGACAAUGACCCAAAGCAUAGAAGUAAAUCAACAACAGAAUGGCUUAAACAGAAGAAAAUACACCUUCUGAAGUGGCCCAGUCAGAGUCCUGACCUCAACCCGAUUGAGAUGCUGUGGCAUGACCUCAAAAAAGCGAUUCACACCAGACAUCCCAAGAAUAUUGCUGAACUGAAACAGUUCUGUAAAGAGGAAUGGUCAAGAAUUACUCGUGACCGUUGUGCACGUCUGAUCUGCAACUACAGGAAACGUUUGGUUGAAGUUAUUGCUGCUAAUGGAGGUUCAACCAGUUAUUAAAUCAAAGGGUUCACAUACUUUUUCCACCUGCACUGUGAGUGUUUACAUGGUGUGUUCAAUAAAAACAUGGCAACAUUUCAUUCUUUGUGUGUUAUUAGUUUAAGCAGACUGUGAUUGUCUAUUGUUGUGACUUAGAUGAUGAUCAGAUCACAUUUUAUGACCAAUUUGUGCAGAAAUCCAUCAUUCCAAAGGGUUCACAUACUUUUUCUUGCGACUGUAUCUAUGUAUAUCCCCUUAAUGACCGUGGACAUACUAUGUACGUCGGACAAAAAAAAAAACGGUGUGUGAUUAUGCGCACACACACACGUAUUAUAUACACACGUAUUAUAUAUGUGUGUGUGUAUAUAUAUAUAUAUAUAUAUAUAUAUACACAUACACACGCAUUAUGUUUGCCCACUUACAAAGAACUGAUCAGUCUAUAAGUUUAAUGGUAGGUGUAUUUUAACAGUGAGAGAGAAUAACAAAACAAAAAAAUCCAGAAAAAUGCAUGUCAAAAAAGUUAUAAAUUGAUUUACAUGUCAAUGAGUGAAAUAAGUAUUUGAUCCCCUAGCAAUCAGUAAGAUUUCUGGCUCCCAGGUGUCUUUUAUACAGGUAACGAGCUGAGAUUAGGCACACCCUCAAGAUCCACAGAAGCAAUCAAUCAAUCAACCAGAUUCCAAACUCUCCACCAUGGCCAAGACCAAAGAGCUGUCCAAGGAUGUCAUGGACAAGAUUGUAGACCUACACAAGGCUGGAAUGGGCUACAAGACCAUCGCCAAGCAGCUUGGUGAGAAGGUGACAACAGUUGAUGCGAUUAUUUGCAAAUGGAGGAAACACAAAAAAAUGGUCAGUCUCCCUCGGUCUGGUGCUCCAUCCAAGAUCGGUGAACGGUGAGGAAUCAGCCCAGAACUACACUGGAGGAUCUUGUUAAUGGCAGAGGGGACCAUAGUCACCAAGGAAACAAUUGGUAACACACUAUACCAUGAAGGACUGAAAUCCUGCAGCACCCGUAAGGUCACCCUGCUCAAGAAAGCACAUGUACAGGCCCAUCUGUAGUUUGCUAGUGAACAUCUGAAUGAUUCAGAGGAGAACUGGGUGAAAGCAUUGUGGUCAUUUGAGACCAAAAUUUAGCUCUUUGGCAUCAACUCAACUCGUCGUGUUUGGAGGAGGAGGAAUGCUGCCUAUGACCCGAAAAACACCAACCCCACUGUCAAACAUGGAGAUGGAAACCUUAUGCUUUGGGGUUUUUUUCUGCUAAGGGGACAGGACAACUGCACCGCAUCAAAGGGAUGGUGGACGGGGCCAUAUACCAUCAAAUCUUGGGUGAAGACCUCCUUCCCUCAGCCAGGGCAUGACCCAAAACACACAGCCAAAAAAAUCCAAAAUCUGUUAAUUAAGUUGACAGAGUAAUAAUGGGACAUAUUCUUAUAACUGCUACAUCCUACUUACCCAGAUAUUAGGAAUGGUCAAUACUUGGUCCCGUAUAGGCCGAUGAUGUCCAUAAAUCUGUAACGGAUGUGGAUAUUUCUGUUCACCAACUUUUCCAUCUAGUUUUUCAGCUCUGUUCAGUUAUAAAAUCAAUGUCACUACAUUUUAAGCCCAGGCUGUAAUGUUACACACUCACCCAGUAAGAUAUAUACACAUACCAGUAGCCAACACCACCAGACCUUUCCCCACACUGGUUGUUAAUGGCAGCUCUGCUUUAAAUUUUACAUUUGUUCCAUUAGUUUGAAGGAAGGAACAUCACUCUAAAUGUUCAAAUACUAACGUUAUUAAACAUUUUAUUUUACUAAUAGAUGCCUGGAGGACGAAACAGCAGUGAGUGCUAAAUACUACAGUAAGAUAGAUGACUUGCUCCAGCAGGCUGACUUUGUGAUGCUAGCUGUGAAGCUGAAUCAAGACACUCACAAACUGAUUGGGAAACGAGAGCUAGAACUGAUGAAGCCUACAGCCACUAUCGUUAAUAUCAGCAGAGGUAUCCUAUCUGAAAUGUUUCAAGUCACAAGACAUGGAAAUUAA